Molecule: messenger RNA, 79109 nt
Organism: Xyrichtys novacula (pearly razorfish)
Lineage: Eukaryota; Metazoa; Chordata; Actinopteri; Labriformes; Labridae
Source: the annotation of a GenBank genome assembly
UGAACUUUGGGUAAUGACCGAAAGAACAAGAUCGCGGAUACAAGCAGCUGAAAUGGGUUUCCUUCGCAGGGUGGCCGGGUUUAGCCUUAGAGAUAGGGUAAGGAGUUCGGACACUCGGGAGGCGCUCAGAGUAGAACCGCUGCUCCUCGACGUCGAGAGGAGUCAGCUGAGGUGGCUCAGGCAUCUAGUUAGGAUGCCUCCCGUUAGAAGUGUUCCAGACAUGUCCCACCGGGAGGAGACCUCGUGGCCGGCCCAGGACCAGGUGGAGGGAUUUUAUCUCUCGUCUGGCCUGGGAGCGCCUGGGAAUCCCCCCUGGAGGAGCUGGUGAAAGUGGCUGGGGUUAAGGCCGUCUGGGCUGCCCUCCUGAAGCUGCUGCGACCCGGACCCGGAUGAAUCGUAAGAAAACGACGACGAUGAUGACGAUGAUAGUCUCAAGUCUCGAUUGAGUGUUUCUCAUCAUGAUCUCAACAAAUAUCUGACAGAUUCUCAAUGAGGCUCAGGUAAGGGAAUUUGGCUGGCCCAGUUAAUAUGAUUAGCAAACCACUUAGUGGUAGUUUUGGUUUUGUGGGCAAGCAGGAACUGCUCAAAAAUCUCCUGGUGGACAGUGGACCAGCACCAGCAGAUGACAUGACACCCCAACUCAUCACAGACUGCAAAAACUCCAGGCUGGACCUUUGUGCCUCUUCACUUUUCCUCCAGACUGCUUGAUUUUAAAGAUCAAAGUGAAAUGCAAAUUUUUCUUUGAUCUGUAAAAAAGACUUUUGAUCACAGAGAAACAGUUAAAUUUUCUUUCCUCCUUAGCUGGGCAGGUCACUUUUGGCAUUAUCUCUGGUUAAGGAGUUGAAAUAUGACAGCUAUAGAUCCUUUUCUGAAGACAUCUGUGCACCAGCUUCUGUCCACUCGCAUCAAGUUAUACAACAGCUGGCAUAACAGGAAGUUGUUUUGCAUGGGCACUACAUAGUAUGUGCCCUUUUUGUGGGGUUGCAGGUGAUAGUAUCACAUAUAUCAGUGGUUCUCAACUAGUGGGUCCCGACCCAAAAGUGGUCAAAAAAGUAAAUAUUUAACAUGACAUUUAUAGAUAUUUGAUAUUCUGAUAUUUGAACUAUUCUGUAUAUGCAAGUUCAGUAGUUGUCAUCCUCAUGUUGUCCCCUUCGUGUGCUCUGAAAUGCACCUUACUCAAUAAAACAAGUGGAUUUAUGACCACACGAUAGCAAUACACAGCGAUCUGAGGAGCCAUAGCACCAGCCACCAAACAUCUUUUUAACUUUGCCUGAUUUCUUUUGCAAAGAGACUAAACACAACUCACCUACUCUCUUUCAGCAGCCGCUUGUUUGUAGCAAGACCUCAGGCCAGUCCAUUACAGUCUUCUGCGGGGUGACGCAGCUCAAUUUUUUUUAUCAUGUCCUUGAAGUAAUAAUCACCAUAUUAAUCAUUUUGCACUGCAGACACGAUAGUUCUUCGGCCUUAGUGUCUCGGUCUGAUUGCAUUUCCAUGAAGAAAUGAUCAUACAUGUUCUUCCUUGAGCUUCGUCACCCCGCUGUAGUCUGUAAUGGACUGGCCUGAGGUCUCGCUACAAACAAAUGGCUGCUGGAAGAGAGUAGGUGAGUUGUGUUUAGUCUCUUUGCUAAAGAAAUUAGGCAAAGUUUAAAAGAUGUUUGGUGGCUAGUGCUGUGGCUGGGACCCUAUAUGUACUGUUGAUGAAGUUAGGUGCUGUUCUCAGCAUUAUUUGUGGCUUUAGAGUGGCGUUUUGGUUGAGGUUUGUUUAUGGCUCCUCAGACCGCUGUGUAUUGCUAUCAUGCGAUCUUUGCUGAAGUUGGUAUAAAUAGAGAAGCAAGCAGUCGGCAACAUUCAUCUCUCAAGGGGGUGUCUAACUCUGUGUUUGACCCAAGGUUAAUUUUACGCCGGAAUAUCCCUUUAAAGCGGCUAAGAGACAAGUUUAAAAUGUCUCAAAAGCGAGGCAUCAGAUGAGGAUUUCCUCAAAAGGGGGUAGUAGGCAACCACUAUAGUAAUACUUAAGAGGGAAAAGUAAUUUAUAGUGUAAUAUUGAGUUGUCUCAUGAUCUCUCUGUAUAGAAAGUUUAGUUUUGGCUGCUGAAAUGUCUCAAAUAUCCACAAGAUGGCAGCGCAGGGCCGUCCUAGAUUAGGUGAGAAGCUCCACAGGACGUACCCAUCAUUCAACAGCUCAUCUGACAUAUUCAUCACCUUGAAAUUAAAAUAGACGCACAUAGGGCAACAUGUGGGAGCUAUUCCUGAUGUUGUUAGAUUUGGUGUUAAACAGAGAAAAAAAUGCUUCAGUCUUGAGUGAUUUUCAACCUUCUUUUAGGUGGAGGUGAUGAUGUCUCGGCAGGACUGGUGAGCCAAUUAAUCCAAUUCAGUUUCAAGCCUACUCAUUAAUCCCAUUUAGGUAAUUCGGUUGACUAAUGCCUCAUUUGCAUUACUCUGUCUAAAUUAGUGAUCAUGUCUAAAUUAGCCUGUUCUGACAAUAUCCAAUCCUUCAGUUUUAUUAAUCAUCACCUUGCUAAGUUGCUAAUGAAAAUAUCUGUGAAAUGAUAAUUCAGUUUGUUGGUAUAAAAAUAUCACCUUAUCACAUUCUAGUCGCCUUUUCUAAUUAGCGUAGAAAUGACUAAUGAUCACGUUGGGCUUCAUUAGGGGGUGAUAACUUAUGCAACGCAUGCGUCUUCGUGGAUCUGCUAUUGUGACUUCCAAAAUAAGACGUCAAAUGACAAUGUGACACAAGCCCCUCCACACACACAUACACUGACACACACACACAGUGAUCUGCGCACUGGAACGCGUUACCGGCUGAGGUACGGGCUGUGCGCUCCGGAGUCUCCAUAAAAGUUAGUGCGCACAAGCCCGAGCUGUCAGAGUGGGCAGAGUCGCGGAGGAGCAAAGAGGGGAGAGAGACUGAGGUGAUUGAUCGGGAUCGAUCCCCACUCUGAGAAAGUCAUCCACUCAUAUGAGGUGUGAGGAGGGGUUGAUCCUCGAGGUACGGCGCAGCAACUGGACGUGAAUAAAUCUCAUAAGAGAGUCUUGACUGACAACUGGUUUGUUUCUGGACUCUGUCGGGAUUAAAACACAGGGAGGUUUGGAUGCAGGUGGAUCUCGGCUGCGCAGCGGUGGAGGUGCUCUGUCUUGUCGUUUGUCGUUGUCUGAUUUUACGCGGAAAAAGCCACCAUUCCCGUUUUGUCCAGGACGCAAAUGCCUCCACACCAUAGAAGCAACACUGGAUUGUAGUAGCAGCAGCAGCAGCAGCAGCCCCACCGAUGGUUUGAGAGGGCGUUAAGGUGCGGGAAGGGAGUGGGACAAUUACAGGUAAGAGCCAGCCCUUACCCUCUCUUUGUUCAGAGUUCCCCUGCCGGUGUGUGCGCACAGUCAGCUCCUACGAAAGGUUUUUCGUAGGAGCUCCAAAUAUUGCAAGUUUUUCCCGUGAAAUGUCCCCAAAAGUCAUCAUCAUGCACCAAACUCCUUUGUGAAAUCUCACCUUUUUAAAAAUGUCAUCCUUAUUUUAGUGGGUGCAUCUUUCUGAUUAAUUUUUUUUCACAAUCAUAUACCUUUGCAAAAAAAUCGGCAUACUUAAUUUACCAAAUAGGGACUCUUAGACACACAAUACCCUGAAAUUCAGAUGUGUGAUCACAGUUGUACCAAUCUUUCCGUGAAGUGUCCCCAAAAGUCAUCAUCAUGCACCAAACUCCUUUGUGAAAUCUCACUUUUUUUAAAUGUCAUCUCUUAUUUUAAUAAGGGCAUAUUUCUGUUUUAUUUUUUCACAGUCAAAUACCUUUGUAAAAAAAUCGGCAUACUUAAUUUACCAAUUGGGACUCUUUAACACACAAUACCCUGGCUUCUGUGUGAUCACAGUUGUAUGAAGUCCACACACAGUGAGAUCAUUGUCACCUAGACACUGAGCUGACUACCUCACUUUUUGUGCAGUGGAGUUGUAGUCAGGAGCAGCCUGACCAGUGUAUUCACUAACAAACUGCUGUCAGAGAGUCAACUUAUUUCAGAGUAUUGAUUUGACCUCCAGCGCUGAGACUAAUGUCAGCUCACCUGAAGCAAACAGUGCGACUCCUCUGAUGAUGAAAUACAGUGACACAGUGGCAGCAGGCAGAGGCUGAGUGAUGUUUCUUCGCCGCACAAACAACGAGGCCUUUUCAAUGUUUGGAAUUUAGCAGCAACUAAAACCUGCAGACAGUGAGAUAAUGCAGAGGAUAAAGGCAAACAGGAGACAGACCAAAAUGUAGAUUUCUCACUCCAGUUCUGAUGGGAACGGUAGAGAAAAACAGCUCUGUGACGAGAUAUUAAACUGCACACUGGCUCUCUCUUUUCACCCCUUUUUCCUCACUUUUAGAUUACAGACACAGUGCCAAAUAUCCACCUGGAUGCCUUUAAACAAAUUCAUGCAAUUUUUAAUAAAAGUGAUCAUAACACAAGACAAAAUUUUCUGUUGGUCCUUUGGGGGCAUUUGGAGAGCUAGUGAAGCAUUUUGAAAAAGUACUAAGGUGCUAAAACUUUAUUUUUGAAUAGUUUUAGGCUACACUAUCAAACAUUUGUGUAUAAUUAGAAUUAUAAAUGUGAUAAAUUUAACUAUUUUUGAUUAGAAAUAGACCUAUUAGUCUCCCUCACAAGGCCGAUAUCACUGCUACCUUUUAUCCAAUGAAAACUCAAUUAAUCACUCAUUAACUUCAUAUUAAAUCCGAAACAGUUUUUAUUUAAUUUAAAUGACAAUUUCACACUACUGGACAGAAAUCUUAAAGUUAUAUUUUACCGAUCUGAAUCCACAUUUGUUUGUAAAAAUAUAAGUUCAGUCAUUUUGUUUUUCAUUUGUUUGUAUUUCUUCAUUAUUGUCAAAUGCAAAACAAAACAAAACGAAAAAAAGCAGUGUGAUAUCGGCAUUUUGUAUUGGCCAACAUGUUCUUUCAUUAUCAGUAUCGGCCAGUGACUGUAAUCUGUCGACUCCUACUUUUAAUAGUAAGACUGAACACACAGUACCAGGGGUUGAUAAACUAAAAUUGACUAGAUUGUCUCAUUCCUUCUCCUGACCUCUCUCAGAACACAAUGUCCGGUCUUAAAACGUGGACAUCCCCACUAAGGUCUUGAAUUCAUUCGGCCUACAGAAGCUCAUUUUAAUCCGUUUUUUAACUUCAACAAGACAUACGACUCUGAAUCAUUCCCUGAUAUCUCUCCUGGAUUUUUUUUAACACUCAGAGGCAGAUUAAUGAACCUGUUCUCGACAUGCAGAAUCGUUGGCAGCUGUGCUCUUAAUAUGAUGAAGACCAUAUCCUCCUGAGUUGCCAGUUUUCCUUGAUUAACUGAGGCAAACGCCCCACAAAUGCCCAUAUGUAAGACGUUCAAAAGCAUUAGUCUGCAAAGCCAUGUGUGGAGAGAUAUAUGACUAGUGUGACUUCUUUAGGUGGUAUCAUCAGAAAUAGGCGGAGAGAAAGCGUCGUUUUCAUGGGUUUAAAGAUAGAUUGAUUCUCGAAUGGGAUAUUGUUCAUUUUUGAACACUAGUUUAAAAGAUAAUCAAGUUUGUGAUUGGUUUACAUUUACUCUUAACCAUCUAACAAGUCAGUUUAAACAUUACUUCACUGUAAAUCAAAGUUUACCACAGCCUGAUGAUGUAUUUAAAUAUGUAAUUUAAUCAUAUAAAGGUACAAAAUGAUGGAAAAAUUUCUAUCUGGGGACCACCAUAUUCAUUAUGUGACCUAACCCCUUGGUUUGAAAAUACUGGUAUGCAAAAAUGUUAAUUUUUCACUGUUUUGCUGCUAGUUCUUCUUGUGGGAUUAAAGACCUGUCCUGAAAUUUCCACUCUCUCCUCCACUUUUGCUGUCUGUCUCUCACGGCACAGCAAAGGGACGCAGCAAAUCACAUUAUGACGUCUCUGGCAACUUCCUCUAACUUUUAUAGCAGCCAGCAUCUCCUUCCCCGAGCCAAACCCUGGCAGCCUCGGUGUUCCCCAGUUAGCAAGAGCAUUAGCAGCAGCUCUUCCGCCAUGAAUCUUUCAGGUUUGAAGCCGACUGGCUCAGGUCGCACCGCCCCCGCUCUCUCUCUCCCCCCCAACUGGGCGACCUGGUGCUGACCGUCUGGCCAACUCUGGCAGAUCGUCCAAUGUCACCUUCACGUGACCUCGUCUUUGCACAGACUCACCAUCGAUCUAGAGUGAGGCUUCAUGGUCUGCUGCUCCACGCGAACAAGCCUGUCCAGUCCUGCAUGAGAACAGCUGAAACACACAGGAUGGCAGCAGUGAGGGUCCACGAUUCUGUCUUAUUAGAAAACAGGAUUUCUGGACCUACAUUUAUAAUUAAAGUCAUUUAAGUCACAAGAGAAACAAUAUGAAGAAGCAAAGAGAAAAGUUAUACUCUCUUCAAGUUUCACAAAAUAUAUAUGGAUGUGAACUUUGUGCAUACUCUAAACAAUAAGUGUGCCUUUUGUUUAAUCAUGUAGAAGAAAGAUAUGUAAAAAAGCGAUCCAGAGGAACCUACAGCAUGAUGGAGCUCAGCGUCUCCUGGACAAGGACUGUGGUUUAGUGACUCUAAUGGUUUUAUUACAGUAAAUAUAAUCACAACCUGAUAUGAACUCUCUGUUUGGAAUCUCUUUUCAGGAUGAUUAAAAAAUAGGAACAAGCAACAAAACAGUCGUCAACAGAUACUUUAAACAAAGGCUCAAUUUAACACUUAGAUCUUAGCCGGCGAUCCCACUUGACAUUGUUAAUAUAGUUUACAGUUUAUCGGGAACUAUACCGCGUAUUUCUACGGGAUAAAAAGUGUUCAAAAGCUUACCCUUUUGCUGAUCUAUUGAAGGUUUCCAGGCAUUUCUACACCAGCCACAAGGUUUACAAUCCAGCCAAAAAAAUAGGCAUUUGAUCAAAGACAUUUGAUGGUAAAUUCGCAGUGAUAUACCAGUGAAAACAUGAUUAUUUAUCAUAUUGUUGUGAUAAAAAAGAUCGCUGUUGCUAAAUGCCGCUAAUGUCUUCCGGGUUUGACAAGCUGUCAAACUUCAAACCAAUUUACAUGGUCUCAUAUUCUUCUUCUACUGUUCCCUUGAUGGUAGUGUCCAAUAAGAGGCAAUCAAAGAUCAACGAGAGAAGAAAGUUCCCUGCUUGUCUGCACAAUAAGAAAUAAUGGUCCUCAAUGCUUGGAAACAAGCAAAGAAGAGAUUAUGAGCAGUAUGAUGUGGCCCUCUGUCUCAUCCCAGACAGGAACUGCUUCAAGGAGUGGCAUAAGCAACUGUAAAUAGCAAAAAAAAACGUCUGGAAGAAUUAGUGUAAAUAUGUAAAUAGUUUCUGUUGUGUGUUUGUUCCAAUCCCAAUAUUUCUCUUCCUGAUAGCCAAGACUAGAGAGAAUGAUUUGCAUGUGAGAUUUAUUUAGAUUUAUGUGCAAAGUACUGUUGGUAUCAAUUUCCGUUUUUGUUUUUUGGUUGACUUUGAUGGUUCUGAAUCUACUGUCACAUUCAUUUUACAUAAUUUUGCACCCAUAAACUGACAGCUGAAAAAAGGCGGACCAAAAAUAGCAAAAUAUAGCUGGUAGUUCUAAGGGUUAACUGAUGAUUAUUGGUUUGUUUGUUUAGAAACUGCAGAAGAAAAACUAAAACAGUCAAUUUUGUCUUUUAAUCACACAGGGGAUCCAUAUGGACACCCAUCAACAACAUUCAGUUGCCCUUCUAAUUGAAUUAGGAGAUAUCUCUGGGGGUGAGGGCACUGAGCAGUGAACAGAUUGUACUUUGUUCAAUCUGUCCUCGUAUUGUAACCAACACAUCGUAACAUUCCCCUGCUGACUGAUGACGGGGAAACAAAACAGUGCGAGUCGAUGAAUUCGAAAAGAAUGUCUGUGCUCGACAUAUCUGAAGUUAUUAUCAUGGCAUGUCCAAUAACUGUUCGAUAUGAGGUUUUAUUUGUAUGAUAAAGACAGCUGUGAGACGGGGCAACACUGUUUCACACGGAGAAUAGACAGUUAUGCUCGAGAAAUUGUUACUGUGAACCUCAGAAAAGCUGCUCGGGGGAUUUUGCACUCGAAUGAGAGACUCGGAAAGAGGUCAGGUGCUCGAUAGAUGAGUUUGUGCUCCUGAAACCGGCGGAAUUUGUGUAAAAUAUCGGCGGCUGAUUGGCACCCUCUGUGCCAGCGUUUGAUGUGAGUAGGAAGGAAGCGAGGCCUUUUUCUCCCUCCGCUCUCGCUCUCGUUCUAUUUGAUGUGCUGCACGCUCUGCUCUCGCUCUGUUUCAUUUGAAGUAAAACAAACUCAGCUGCUGAAUAAACAGGACCUCUGAGGAAAUGAUAUAAACAGUAGAAUCCGGUUCUGGUGCGUUUUUCACUCUGACCUGUGUCGUCUUCUCCUGUUCGGAUUUUCGUAUCAGUCUCCUGCCGACACUUUCUGGGACGUUUUCGCCAUUUUUCUCGUCUUCUGCUGUAGACUUCAGCUCACCGAAUGUGUGAUAAAUGUGACUGUAACCCCCCGCCAUUGAUUUUUACUUUCUCUUGCUUUAAUACCCUCUAACCACACUGCUGUGGACUGUGAAUACCCACACUGUGACCCAGAGGUCUGCUGUCUAAUACCCCACACUUCCCGGGAGAGUUCCAGUCUGUCCUCUUUAAGAAAAACAACACCGCCGUUUUUUCAUUUUCCUUUUUUUUCACCACAAUCUGAGUUUUGUACUUUGUAACUAGGAUUUCAACAUCUGUCGCCCUUCUGCAUGUUUCUCUUAAAGGUGCAUUUGGAGGUUAAAGUAAAUGCGACUUUGUAAAUGUGUAAACUUGAAGAUUAACUAAAGCUUGCUGACAGUUUGAGCAGAAAUUCAGCAGAAUUUGUCUGGUGGUUCUUCGUUGUAGCUCCACUGAGUUUGUGUUUGUGCCAAACCCAUAAAAAAGGAUUUGUUGCUGUCCAUUGUGAACACUAAAAUAACACGGUGGACUAUUACUUUAUUUUGUUAUCACUACUAUUGUUUUUUGUAUGUGAAUAAUAUUUACAAAACUACAGAUGAAUGACAUCCAAUCUAUUUUUACUGAUUUUUGGUUUUCAUCAUAUCAGUUUUGGACACCUUAAGAAUAGCUUUGCAUUAUUUGUUGCUCGAGAAAUCUAAUUUUUCUUAGUUUGACCACCAUUUAGUGUGUUGCCUCAAGUGUUUUGGCUCGGCAGUGUUGGGCACGAGUCGUGGGUGUUACUUUUCACACAGCUUUCAGUCACAAAAUGACAAAAAAGUCCUGCCUUUACACAGGAGGCCAUUAGCGCCCACUUAGCUCCUCGUUUAGCUCUGUUAGCUUACGUUGGGUAUUGUUACGCUGCAGAAAGUCCUUAUAGCUAGAACAGCCCCAGGUUUCAGUAGCAAAUAAGAGUCAAACCGUUCAUUAUACUGGCCAUUGUUGACACAAGGAUCAUCUGGAAAGUGGAGCAGAGUUUAAAAAAGGGAACGGGUGGUCGUGUCCUUUAGCAUCACCCUGUAAAAGUCAACGAACUCUUGCGAUCAGCAGCGGAAUGGAAAGAAGCCGUUGGAAAUUGACACAUUUACUUGAAUGGUUCCGAUCAGCUACGAUCGGCGGAUACAGACUUUUCGUAGCCGUUCCGAAUGCAGUAGAAAUUGCCCGUAAAUCGGAGUAAGUACGACUUUGCAGUAUGGAUGUUCAACAUCGUAACAGUUCAUGUCUGUACUGAAAACUUAUCAGGAUAAUAGGACUACAUUCAAAAAUACAUAUACUGUUACAAAGGCACAUGUGAAUAGACAAUAAACAUACCUGCUAAUGAACAGGUGAACCACUGACUCCUGUUUUCAAUGAAGCCAUUCUUCCUAAUUGUGUUCCUCAAAUAUUGUGACGCCUGGCUACAACUAUGAGCACAAGAAUAAAGACUGAAAUUCACUCCCUUCAAAGCAGCAUCUCCUUAUUUGCAACAGUUACUCUAGUUAAUGAGCUCAGGGUUCCUCUGUUUGCACACACUUCACCUUUUCUUCAUGCACUUUUGCUUUCUCUGUAAAUACUUCAAAGGUCUAUAUUUUCUCCUUGCCAUCCCAGAAUCCUUGGCAGGACCCCUCUGGCCUUUCAUAUUUGCACAAACCCCCCUCCUCCCCAUCCUUCCACCCAAAAUCCAGCUCUGCUCCAUGUCAGCUGUGAUCCCAUUUCAUGCAGAAGGAGGAAGAGAGGGAGAAGGAAAACAGGAGAUGAGGCAGAGUGAGAGAAAGUCAAAAACACGAGGAGAUAAGACGGCGGUCCACAGCCCGUGUCCAAGUUUUUCCCCCCGUGUGCCCGCUUUAUCUCCUCAGCAGCGUCUUAGUGCUGCUCAGUGUGCAGCCCAGUGGUGUCUAAACAUGUGCCCGUCAUGCAAGAUAACUCCAGCCUCCAAACAAACAAACACACCAACGCACAAUUUGGACAGCAGAAACAUCGCUUUCCCCCAUACCCCCUCAUUCCUGCUGAUGGUUGGUGCAGAGCUGAGGGCGAACAGUACCUUCCUGUGAGACCAAAUAUCCCGUUUGGCAGCUCUCAGUGUUCUCAAAACCAACAAUGAUCUGAGACACGAAAUCAGAACUAAUUAUAGUUUGUUCAGGUUACGACUAAGGUCGAAGUCUUCUCCCGCUAUGUUUCUCUCUGUUCCUCAAACUCACACGUGAAAAGCUUGGCUGAAAAUACGGCGGAGGUCUCAACUAAGCAAAAGAAAAAAGACAGUAAGCGAUUGUCUGUAUGUGUCUCUAUGUCAGAGGAGUCAACAAUGGUAGUUUCCUUGCAGCUGUGAAGCUCUUUCCGGUACAAUCUGGAGUUUGAAAUCCUGCUCACCUCCUGUAUUGGUGGUUAAACUUCAAUCUGAAGUAACGCUAAAAGCUUUCAUGCACAGACCCAACGUCUGCCAACAAUUUGCGCAACAUCACGCCACUUUUCUCUACUGGUUACUUGUUUAUACUGAGAAGCAGUGAAAACAGCACAGUUUAGGCAGCACAGCGCCAUCUCAUGUGUUCAUUGCACAGGAGAUGAAAAAACAGAUCUCAUAAGCCAAAGUUUGCAGUUUAGAAAGUGUAAUGGGGCGCUCACACCAACCGCUAGUAAAACCAUCUACUCGCUUAAUUCGCGCGAAUCUAGACGCGUGACUGAAUAGUAUUUACUCACUUAAUUCGCGCGUAUUAACAAUGUACCAGGUAAUCCGACCCUCUCACUCACUUUCCUUCCAGGCGAGCUCCUUUUUAUUCUGAUUUUCGUACUUAAAAGAAAAGGUAUCAUAUAAUUCGGGGCCGCACACUGACACGAUCAGUUUGUCCUCCAUUUUAGAUACCAGCGAACAACCGUCUGUUUUCAUACGUCACCAGGCAACCGUCGUGCUGAUUAGUUAUUGCGGCGCAAAUAUUCGCUCGAGUUGAGAUAUUUUCAGCUCCAGCCCAAUUUGUGUCAUUCCCGCCGCCAGAGUGGUAGGAGCGUCUAUUUGCAUCUUUGCAUUGACUUAACAUGUAAUUCAUUCACGCGAAUGAUUUUACUUGCGCUUGGUGUGUGGAGACAGCGACAAAUGUAUGCAAAGUCCACAAAAGUGUUAAAUACAGCUGUAUCAACUUCAGGUUAACCGCUAUUGACGGUUAAAACGUUACUUGAAAUACAAGUCAGAAUAAAAGUAGAAGUUGGCUUUUGAGCGUUAAUCAGCAGGACUAAUUGCAAUAAAUCAAAGUCAGAAAUGUUUCAAUCAUAUGAAUUUUGUCUCUUUUGGUACCCUGUAGUUAAACCACUGCAGUGUCUUCCUGCUUCCUGCUGCUGCCAUGAUAGAAGAUAAAACCUCCACACUGAUGCACUUUUGUGUCUAACAGGAUUAUCACAAUAUUAUAGAAAUAUUUUGAGCUGUUCUGCACAUUUUGAACUUGUACUCCUACAUGUUUUUUUCAUGUUUAUACCAGAAGAACAACAACUGUUUAUCACAGAGUAAGCACUUUAAAGUUGUCUCCUAUCUAAGUCCACACUAAUGCAGCAGUGCAUUAUAAUUAAUAUAUCAAUCAAGAUCAUCAAUUGACUCCCAAAUGGUUAGUUGAUACUUUUGUAAUUUUGUAACUCAACCAAAAACAAUAUGUACAUUUAUCUGAGGAGAGUUUUGCUGUCACAAAAUUUGCAUCUAAACUGCAUGUGCAUAGACUUUAGGACUCUGAGAGAGAGAGUGUCUUUCUCGGUGGAUCUGCUAUCCAUUGCAGGGAUGCUGUAUUUAUUCCUCUGCUCAGUUGUGCAGAUAAAAUUAACCUUGCAUAAACUCUGACUGCAAAUAGAGUCCAGCAGGUUCCUGGCACUGAAUGGCUUUGAGGUUAUUGAAGAGAUUACUUCAGUUGGAAAGGCUUAAAAAAAGACUAUCUGGACUGACAGUGUAAAUAUAACUCUACUUUAUGUUCCAACGGGUUUUAAAGUUAAACAAGCAUGAGGAGGAGAAAUGUAAAAAAGUUGGCAUUUAUUUUUGGGAAUAUAUUUUCUGAUUAAUCACAGUCUGUUGCACUCUAGUUAGCUGCAUAACCUUGUCAAAUCUCUGGUCUGCAGCUGGAUUUAGAAUUGGGAGAGUUACAUGUGAGAAGAAAUGAAUAUUGCGCUCAUGGUAAGAAACAGGGCAGAGAGGUCAACCGUGCCGCUAUUCACACUCAAAGUUUCAGAGCUCCGGUGGCCACGAGAGCAAUAAACCAAUCUUUGUGAAGUGGAUCGUUUUAUGGUGAUAUUAAAGCAAGUUUGGUGACACUUUAUGUAAAUUAGCCUGAUAAAUAUAUUCAUAAGGCCGUAUAAGUGUGCUUAUGAGGCAUCAUAAGAGUUCAGUGUAGCAGUUUUGAUGAUACAAUGUGCUUUAGCAGACGCUUUUGGAUGUACGUUUGGGAGUAAGUAGGGGAGACCAGGGCUUGUUGUCAAAUUGCGAUUAUCUCUGCCACCAGAGGGCGCAACUAAAAAGUGGAAUACUAGUUUUCUUUCAUUACACGGUCAGGGGUUGUGUCCUGUCUGGGAAUCAUUUUGCACAACCAAAAGUAAAAAAUUUUAACUUUAUAUAUUUUAAAAUAAGCUUCUUUCAGAUAAAAAUCCCAGCAGUGUAACAUGUGGACUUGUUAGAGGAGAGAUUAAGACAUCCUGUCAUACCUCGGUCAUUGUUCCUUUUUAAGCUAACUUAAAAAUGAGCAAAUAUGGUAGUUUGGGGCAACAUGUCUCAGUCAUUUUGGGUUUAGUUGUCACAUGUUUAAAAGGGGUUAGAAUUAACAUAGAGAAUCUGCUUAUGAGCCGUUGUCAUACAGAAAUUUUGACUUUAUUUUUACAGAGAAGAGAGGGGUAUAAAGAAGAGGAGAAAGUGAGAAGACAUGGUCAGGAAUUACAAAAGAAAAACAGAACGUGGCAGUGCAGUACCUGACGUGAUGCUGAGGGCAGUCAGACAGGUGAUCUUAGCCAAUAAAUCAAUCUGGAGAACAAUUAAAGACUUUAAUGUCAACUACCAUACCUUAGCUUGACACUGCAAAACAUUCACCCCAGCCAAAAAGCAGAGUCAGACAGCUCUCCGAACUCCAGUGCAUGUUGCAUAAUAUUUUAUGUUAAAGUUUGUUUAAUGACUUCUUCUAGCUCAGUGAUAAACAUUUUCUGUGCCUGACUUUGAUAUUCACUUUAAAGUAAAAAAACUAGAACAACAAUAAUUUUGUCCUUGUUUUAUAAGCUCCAAAAUCCACUGUGACAUCUAACCCCGUGUAGUGAGACAACUUACCCGAUGAUGGGGCAACAUGUCGCAUGUUCUCACUCUCUAUUUGAUCACUUAUAACGCUGCACUGACACAAGAUAUGAAAAUGACAUGAAUAUGAGAUAUAUACCUGAGACUUUGGUCUUUCGUGUUGUACACGUUUUGUUUAUAUAUGAUGUACUGAUUGCAAGAAAUAUAUAAGAGUGUAAAUAAAAAGUGUGACAACAAACCCUGGUCUCCCCUACAAUCCAAGCAAAGAUCCAGUCGAAAAGAAACAACAAGAGAAAGAGCCACAGUGUAAGUGGACGUUGUCAUGACUAUAUAAACAUAUACGUUUACAUAUAUAUGAAGUGUUACCCGAGUUUUUCCUGCAUGGCUUGUCGUCUUGAAUAUGGCACCUGUCUGCCUGGUAGUAAUACACAGAAAUCCUGCUUUCAUGUGCAGACAUAAGCAACUUCACAGAGAAUAUGUUUUUCUCAGUAGACAUGAAUAUAAAAUAUGAAUAUAUAUCAUAUUCAUGCAGAAAUGCACAUGAACGGCUUUUUAAACUCGAGAUAUUUGGUCUAUAAGUCAACGUUUCUUUAUUUAGGAUGUUUGUUAAAUAUUCACUUUGGUGUUGGUUGGUUAUGUGGAUAACAUACAGACAGCCCUGGCAGCCUCUCAGCCCACACACACACACACACACACACACACACACACUCACAGUGAGCUGCACGCCUGGUUUGGCUCACUCUGCAUCCCCGGGCUAUUUAACCCGGGGGCUGUAACCUAAAGACCCGAUACUGGCAGCCUGCGGCUUCCAAUCUGACCGCUCUCCCCCACUUAUCUGGCAAAUAAGCCGUUUUAAUUGCUUACACACAGAGCCCUAUCAGGCCAUGUAGUGAGCAUGGAGAUAAGGGUUACACAGAGUCAGGCAUUAGUAACAGGAUGAGAGGACCGCAGAAAAACAGAGCUGCGGGGUCCCAAGAGGAAGAAGAGUCAGGAAAUAGCCAAGGCCUUCCUAUUAAUUUCUAACUUGCAGAGCCGUUUCUGGAGCUAACUGUGGGGCUCAGGAGACGGCCGCUGUGCACCCAAAUCAAAGCAAAUUGGAGUUAUCUCCUUCAGGUGGAGGUGCAGGAGUGCGCUGACAGUAUCGGCGGUGAGACAAGGUGAAGACCAGACGUGUAAUUGUGCAGGAAGACCUUGAAAAAUUCAUCUUUUACGCACAUUUUUCAGGAAAAAAGGAGGAAAUGUUCAACACUUGCAUAAUCAGAAUCUUUAAUUGAGCUGCUUUGGUGCAUAAAAUCUCACACAGUUCUGUAGGAAUGUACAAAUCAGCAAGAAAAGAGAGCAAAAGAAGCUUCAAAUGCUACUCUUCCUUUAAAUUAGACCACGAGGGUCAUUUUUGAAGGAAUGCGUAUCGAUAUUUUUACAUUUCAAGGCGUUGUUCUUAGAUUUAAGGCUCCAGAGACCUCCCCUCUGCAAAAGGAAAGGAUCGUUGAAGUUUGGCUGUGUACUGUUUUGACCCACGUGGCCCACAUGAAGAGCCAGGCAACACAGCGGCGGGGUAAAUGUCAGCUACACUAGGCUUCUAAUGAGACCAGAGACUAAGGAGAGGGCUGACACCAUCAUAGGCUCUGCACUCACAGGCUCAUUUACAUUCCACCAGGCGACAGCUGGAGAUAUGAGGGGGGGAGAGGCAGAGCGGAAGAGCAGGAGAGAGAGAGAGAGAGAGAGAGCCGGGGCGACCGAGAUGCAGACAGAAAAAAGAAAAAACAUAUUAGUUUUCAGUUUGCAAACAUCUCUCAGCAGACAAAAUGAUCUCACUGGUUGAAUGAAGCUUCUGCCGGUGGAGCUGAUGUUGAUUCUUUUCUGGUGAAAGCUGCAUAGUCAAUAUUUUUACACCAACACUGUCUAUAGAAUAACCAUGUUUGAUGAAAGCAGAGUCAGAUUUGAAGUAAAUCAUGACAAAAUCCUUUAGUUUGAGAGUUUUGGCAUCGAUAAUACUCAGAGUACUUGGUUUAAUACUUCGGUUUAAUUGUGAACUGUGCGCUUACACAUCAACUGUACCAACUCAGUUAAUCAUGCUUGGUCGAAACAAAACUACGACCAAGAUUUAAUACUUGUAGCUGCAGCAGGCGUACAUUACGUCUGUCAAUAAUCAAACCUGAGUAUUUUAAGGAAUUGGAUGUUUUUGCAUUGUGGGUACUUUUUUGUAUCGAUUUCACUUAAAUUUGACAAGUUUUAUUAGGGUUAGCCAUUUUAUUCUCGCUGUUUUUACUGCGGUCAAUCCACUUGUCAAUCACAAGUCAGCUGACCCUAAAUUUGAGCUGCUUGCUCACUCCAAGCCUGUUUUUAUGCUUAUUUUAACGUUUUAUUUUAAAAACCAGAGAUCACUUAAGUGUAUUACAGUGUCGCUAACUUUACGUCAGCCCUUGCUGGGCCGUUUCAUAAGUUAGACACCCACUCGAGAGAUGAAUGUUGCCGACCGCUUGCUUCUCUCGUUAUAUCGACUUUAGUAACAACAGCACAGUAGCAAUACACAGCGGUCUGAGGAGUCAUAAACAAACCUCAACCAAAACGCCACUCUAUAGCCACAAAUAAUGCUCAGAACAGCACCUAACUUCAUCAACAGUACAUAUAGGGUCCUAGCCAUAGUACUAGCCACCGAACAUCUUUUUAACUUUGCCUAAUUUCUUUAGCAAAGAGACUAAACACAACUCACCCACUCUCUUCCAGCAGUUGCUUGUUUGUAGUGAGACCUCGGGCCAAUCCAUUACAAACUGCUGCGGGGUGACACAGCUCAAGGAAGAACAUUUAUGAUCAUUUCUUCAAGGAAGUGCAACCAGACCGAGACGCUAAGGCAGAAGAACUACCGCACCUGCAGAGCAAAUUGAUUAAUAUGGUGAUUAUUACUUCAAGGAAAUGAUAAAGAAAUGAUCAUAAAUGUAAUAAUAAAAUAACAGUAGCCAUCAACCGCACCUACAGCUCCAACUGGUGGCCAGGAGGCUUCACUACAAAUUAGAUGCAACAUACAGUACAACUUCCAUUUAUGACUCAAAAUAUUGUAAUGUUAUAAUUUGUCACUCACCACUUAAUCUGGUGCCCACUAUCAAGUUUAGUAAACUAAAAGCACAUGCCUUUUGAAUUUAAAACAGAUCAUUUUGUAUCCAUCAUUGUGUCACUCAUAUUCAUGUAAAUUAGUCUGGUAUUGAUAAUAUUGAUACUUCAGGUAUUAAUUCAGCCAGUGCUCAGAAAAGGCGUUACAUUAGGGAGCAGGAAAGCUAAAAUGAUGAAGCCUGGAGCUCAGCUGCUAAAUAAAGCAGACCUUUCAAGUUCAGGCCAGCCACAUUUGCCCACAGCUAUCCACAUAAUCUUGUUUGCUUGCUUGGUGACCUUUAACAACACAAAUGCCAUGAUCACUAAUGAAUAAUAUAAGAACUUGCAUUUGUAAAAAAAAAAAAAAUACUCAUACAAACAAGGGUCUGUCCUUUCCAGCCUUCAUAUUAUGAUAAAACAUGUUUUGUCUAUUUUUGUUUCUACUUUUGAGAAAUUGGAUUCAAAUAGCUCUUAAUGCUUCAUCGUGUUAGAUCACAUGUCGCGCUGAGUGCCUCGUGUUUUAAAGGGGUGAUUUCGAGGUCUUAAAUCUCACAGUCUGACAGAGACAGACAUAAUUUGCUAAAAGAGAAUAAGAAGCGAUGGAGGCGGCGGUGAAUAAAGUCUACACCACAUCCCUCCCUUCGUAUCUCUAUAUCCUCACUGGCUCCUUGUCAAGAUACUGUUCACUCAUGGGAGAGAAGAGGAUAAAAAAAAAAAAGAAGAGGAAAUGCUUUCACGUCAGCCGGCAAGUACCGUAACAGCCCAGAAAUGAGUAACAGCAAGCCUCCGUGCACACUGCGGAUCCCACCUGAGUCUCAAGGUUCUGGGAUCUGUCGAUUUGUUGAUGCGCUGCCAGAUGUUCCAGGUGCCGCUUGAGAUCUUUAACAGUCUGUUAAAGUUGUCGUUUACGGUUUCAUACUCAAAUUAAUCAAUUAGCGAUGUAUGUUCUGGCCUGUGGAUUUUUUUAAACAGGAUUUUUAACAAGUGUCUGGAGACAGAGCGGGGAAUCCAAAGAACGCCACUGUCAAAUGUUGCAAGAAAAUGGACAAGUAUGCAGACAUCUUUGCCGGUUUUUAAGAUGAUUCUGCUUGUUUUUAUUGACACGUCAUCAGUUGCUCUUUAAUAAGAUAUAACAAUAACUGCAUGUGUUGUUACAGAUCAUAAAUAGAUAAAUAUGCAUUUGGAGUCAUACCUGUUGCAUGAACAUCAUCGCUCCUGCUUUCACGUAUGCAGGUGUUUCCUCAGAUAUUUCCUGCUGCAUCCUCACAUCUGCUUGGGGGCUGUCAGGAGAAAGAAUGUGUAAAGAGUUUUGUGCAUAUGUAAAUAUAUUGAAGUUUUUUUAUUGAAGUCAUCAGGAUAGCUACCGAGAGGAGUUCCCUCAGGACAAUUUAGCAGUGACAGAAUAAGCUGGCGUAGCCGACUUAGCCCCGUGUUUGCUAUGAGAUGGACAAGAUUCUCCUUCACCUCCUAUAAUUAAGUGGGUCCAACUUCCUAUGAUUGAAGAAGUGCUGAAAAGCCUCAGAGCUUAUCAGAUUAUAAAGCACUCCAACUGAAGCCACUCUGUCAGGUCUCCCUCCCAAACCCUGAGUAAUAGGAGGCAGAGAAUUUUCUAUGUCGACCAGGACGUUUAAUUAUUUAUUUUGCCCAAACACAAAGAUCAAAUCAGAAACCUUACAACACUUUUUGUUGCAGUGAAAACAGUCAGGGUAAGGAGCAGCUGCUUCUUCACUUUCCUGAACAGUCUUUUUUUUAAAAAGUGUAAGAUCUGGCACAGUCUGACAAAUAUCUGCGAAGACAGCUGUCUCCAUUUGUAGUGAAACAGGGUUUAGGUUCUUAAUUUAAGAGCCACACCUCUCAUUAAAACUUUCCUGCUUGAACAGUGAUGCUUCAGGAAGUUCUACGAAGCUGAUAGAAACACCUCAGGGAGGCGUAUGUGUCACAAGCUUUUUUUCAGACCCACUUAUAGCAACUUAUUGAGCGUGAUGAAGUUUCUAAGCAGGACACAUUCUGCUAUUCCACAAUCUUAAAGUGAGGGGGUCAAACUCCAUGACCCUCAUCCAACACUUAGAUCCAACCAGUAUCAGCCAUGAGUGCAAAAUGAAGAUUUUAACUCACUGCCAAACUUUAAACAAAACCGCUUUAGGCUUUUUCACAGAGGAUCCAAUUUCAACACAGAUUUCCAUCCAUCCAUUUUCUACCACUUUUCCUGUUGGGGUCGCGGGGGAUGGGGCUGGAGCCUAUCCCAGCAUCUUCAGGCGAAGGCAGGGGACACCCUGGACAAGUCGCAGGGUGACAUAUCGAGAUGAACAAUCAUCCACGCUCACAUUCACACCUAUGUGCGAUUUGAAAGUGGCCGAUUAGCCUAACCCCACUUCUGCAUGUUUUUGGGAUGUGGGAGGAAGCUGGAGUACCCGGAGUAAACCCACACCCCAACAUGCCGAACUGAGAGAUACAAGAAAUCACCAAUCCCAUAAAUGUGCAGACUAUUAAAUCAGAAUGGUGUUUAGCUUUUUAAGUCUAUAGGUUGUUGCUUCUUAAUCUGCAUUUUAUAUUUGAAGUUUUAUUUUUUGUAAUCAGCAAAAUAAUUCAGUGUUUUUAAUGGCAUCUGUCUUUUUUAAACAUCUGUGAUCAUGCUGAAAGCUGAAUAAACAAACAACAAACAACACACAGACACAGGGAGAACAUGCAAACUCCACACAGAAACGCCUUGACCUGGAUUCAAACCCAGGACAUUCUUGCAGUGAGGCGACAGUGCUAACCACUACACCACUGUGCCGCCCUCUCAACACAGACUUAAAGUUUAUAAAGGAAGAACCUGUUUAAGUUUGUUUAUCUGCUAUAAAGCAGGUCGUCUCUAAACAGGAUGGAGUGACAUGUACUCUGAAAAGUGGAGUGAUUUACUGCACUCGCCGCGAGCGCCACAUCUGUCAGUGAUGGAUGCGCCGCAGUGCCUCGCGCCGCUCGCUGACCAGUCAGAGCUGCAAAAUGAAAACAGAGUAAGCCUCUCUGCCACCCUCUUUUUUUUUCCCAGCCUCACAUGCAUAUUGAUAGAGGAUCGGUUCGCCACGGAUUGGCUGAACUGAAUAAUUCCUUUUCAGUCACUCUGAAGGACACGGCACAAUGCACAGUUCUCAAAGAGUCAACUUUAAUGAGUUUAAAGCAGCAUAGGAACCAAUUAUUUUGUCAAGCUCAAGGUGCUGGCAGCUAAUUACUGAACCCGUAGGGAGGAAACACUUAUGAUGAGAUGUCUCUCUUUCUCAGACAGCUCACCUGACUGUAAAAAUCAUCAUGUUAAGGCAGGAUAGAGCGUGGAAAAAUAUCAGAAUAAGGGAAGAUUGUCUUCUCUGGAAAAACAGCUGAUAGGCUGUAGGGUCUCCACAGGAGCUGAGGAGGGUCAUGUUUGGCUCCUCUGACUUGUUUUGAGGCACUUUGAGCAUGCUCAGUUGGGUCAUGAAUGUAAUUUAAGCUCCUAUUUCCGUUGGUAAGGUCCAGAUCUGGUAAUUCUUAAGACAGAGUUGCACUUAUCCAUAAAUGUUCACAUCCCUGGUUUCCAAAUCAGACAGAAUAGUCACCAUUUACAUCAGCAUCUUUGUGAGAAUAAAAUUUGGUCAGUGUGAUUUUAUUAACUGCUUACUUGGACAUCAUUCGUUUGUCCCUUCAGGUCUGUGGCAUCUCUCUGCUGAAUAAAUAAGCACAGACAAAAUGACGGUGGACGUUUUCUUUAGGAUUGUUACCUGGUCGUUGGCUCAGCAUUAAAGGGAUAUUCCAGCGUAAACUUAAUUUAGGGUCAAACACACCGUAACACCGAGUUAGACAUCCCCUCGAGAGAUAAAUGUUUCUGACUGCUUGCUUCUCUAGUUAUACCAACUUUAGUAACGACCGCACGAUAUCAAUACACAGCGGUCUGAGGAGCCAUAAACAAACCUCAACCAAAAAUCAAUCAAUCAAUCAUGAUCAUAAAUGUUCUUCCUUGAGCUGCGUCACCCUGCAGCAGUCCGUAAUGGACUGGCCUGAGGUCUCGCUACAAACAAGCGGCUGCUGGAAGAGCGUAGGUGAGUUGUGUUUAGUCUCUUUGCUAAAGAAAUUAGGCAAAGCUAAAAAGAUGUUUGGUGGCUGGGACCCUAUAUGUACUGUUGAUGAAGUCAGGUGCUGUUCUGAUCAUUAUUUGUGGCUAUAGAGUGGCGUUUUGGUUGAGGUUUGUGUGUGGCUUCUCAGACCGCUGUGUAUUGCUAUCGUGCGGUCGUUACUAAAGUUGGUAUAACUAGAGAAGAAAGCGGUCAGAAACAUUUAUCUCUCGAGGGGGUGUCUAACUCAGUGUUACAGUGUGUUUGACCCUAAAUUAAUUUUAUGCCGGAAUAUCCCUUUAACUCUUAAGUCCCCAUUAAAUCAUGGGAUAUAAUUCCAGUAGUUUUGAUCAGGCAGCAGUUCCCAUAAAUAAACUUCAGAUAAUGUACUCUGAACAUUUAGAGCUCCCCCUGGUGGGUCAUAAUGCUCACCUCCUCCAUCAUAAGACAUGAUACAGAAAUCUGAAGAAAGGCCUGCCAACUUUUUUAAACAUGUUCGCCGUCACAAUACAGAUUAUUCUCUUACAAAGGAAGUCAAGCUGUAAGUCUACACAACAAAAACAGGCCUAGACAGAAGUUUUAAAUAUAUAAUCAGCAUAUUAGUGCAGGUAAAGGAGAAAGAAGUAAGAAAACAAGAUUUUAAACAAACAUCAGAAGUUGAAUAUAAAUCUAAACAUCACGUCAUGAGUGAAAGAGAGGCAAAGUAACAACUUCCAGCGUUCUUUAUUGAGUUUUUCUGUCCAAUUAUCGCGUGUGAAUCUACUUUUUACCAUCUAAAAAGGCAAAAAUACCUCAAAGAUCACCUAAAGAGUGAGUAUCAGUGUAUUCGGUAAGUAUCUUGAAGCUCAAGCUGAAUACAGUUCGCACACUGACGUCUCUGCAUUCACUAACGAACAGUCUGACCAAGGCAAAGAAAGUCCAACUCUAAAGCUUUCCCUAUAGGCUCCUAAACAGUUCAUAUGCAUUUGUUUCAUAAAAGGGUCGACUGCACCCCGACCACAUGCUUAUACGCAUGCAGCUGAACCUGUGUGUCGACCCUCCGGCUUUCCAAGCUCGCCACACGCUGAGCGCAAUCAUUUACCCGCCCAAACAGCGCGUCAACAGCUCCCAGAGUGACAGGCCCUUUAAUGUCAGCGAUUCAAAAGAUUUCUGUCGUCGCUUUACCAAAUACGAGGAGUCAUGUGGUUGUGGAGGUUUUUAAGGGGAACUUCUGAGUGAUAGUAAUGAGCUCGAGAAGACAGCAGCGCGGCGGUGGUAGCCGGCACGGCGCCCAAUUAUCUGCUAGCACCUGUCGAAGUCGGUCGUGGCUGUACGGAGCGGCGCUUUCAGACGGCAUGAAUGCAAACCCACCUCUCUUCUUUCUACUCUGUGUUGUCUUCUCUUAUAAUGAGAGCAGGUGCUGCUAUAGCAUGAGCAUUAUAAAUUAUAUAUUUUAAAAGGGCCUCGGUGGAAAAAUCUCUGAAUUGUCUGGAUUCUUUCGAGCAUUCGCACUCUCGAGAGAUGGAGAGAUUCAAGUCAGCAGGAUUUCCUUAUUUAAAUGAGGAGAGCUGUUGUUGACUUCUAUCCAGUGAUGAGCAAACACAGAUGUCAGCAGAGUGACAUAUUGAUGAACUUUGUUUUUGCACGUUCUCGUCAAGAAUCGGCGUGUUUACAAGAAGCUAGAUUUCUGCCAGCUCUGUGCAGUUGGCGGAUUUUUCACCAUGUAAAACAGGACAGCUGAAAAAAGACUAAUUUUGACAUGAUCCUGUUUGAAUUGAACUAGUCUUACGUAUGGCGAGGAAGUCUAAUGUGCACAAUGAGCUCAGAGUAAACACACAAUGAACACUGAAAUAUUACCGGAGAUUACUUGGGUGAGUAAUGGACAAACAGGCUUUUUAGUCUGAGCAGAUGGCAGCAGUUUACAUUCUGAAUGUAGAGUGUAAGAAAAGUCAGCCAGAGUCGCCUGAACUUCUCAAAGUUCAAAUAAAAGAGCAUCAAAACUUUUCUUUUAAAGCUUCCCAUAAAAAGCUUAAAUCUGAGUUGCAUGACGGUGUAGUAGUAAGUGCUGCCUCACAGUAAAGUAGUUCCUGGUUUCAUUGCAUGUCUUCCUCAUGCAUAUGUGAGUCACAGUGGCGAUAUUUUUAUUGUAGGAUGGAAGGGGAAAGUCCCGCCUCCUUCGCCUCUGAUUGGCUAGAAAAGCUUGAAACGUCAUCACACGCUCAAGCCAAACGUGGGCUGUCGGCUCAGUACAUCGAACAGAACAUUACAGAACAUUAUCGCACUUCUGAAUCUCCUAACCCUAACCCCAAUCCUAAUCCUAACCCUAACCUGACAGAGGAUGAUGUUUCACAGCCAUUAGGAAUAACCAUUUGGAGCAAAGAGUCCAGCUUUUUCAGCUUUUCCAGCUAAUUAUUGUUGCAAUAAAUCAAAUUAAGUCCCUGAUAUGUAACAAUGACCCAAAAUCUAGUUUAAAAAAAAUGUAAUAAAACCUGAAAUGCAACAAGAUGCGAAGCCCAAAACGUAAAAACUUUUUUGACGAAAACGUAGCAACUUUUUACAUUUUGGGUCACUUACUACAUUAUGUUUAUUUAUUUAUUUUUUUUUCUUUUGGUUACACUUCACAAUAACCAUAAUUUAUAAAUCGUAAAUAGAUAGUUUAUUAAUGUUUAAUCAUCUAAAAACAGCAUAUAGACCGAUUAUAAAUGGCAAAUAGAUGGUUUAUUAAUGUAAGUUAAUAGUUACUUUACCAUUAACUAGCAAUGAAAUGAUGAUUAAUAAUUUUCAAUAAUUAUUAACAGACUAAUUAUUAAAAGUUUAUUUAGGGUUUAAAUAUUGGUUGUAAAACAUCUAGAUUAACAUGUGUGUCAGUAGCACUUUGUAAAUGAUUAAUAUUUGUUUUUUUAACCAUUACUUAGAUGGUUAUUGUAAAGUUGCAACUGAUGUUUGUAAUACUUUGUAAAAGAUUAAUAAGUGCUUUAUAAACCACCUAUAAACAUUACUUAGAUGGUUGUUGUAAAGUUAGGGUUAGGUUUUUAAAAUUCUAAAAUUUACAAUUUAUUAGUGGUCUACAUGCUUUUUAUAAAUGAUGAUUAAACAUGAAUAAACUAUCUGUUUACCAUUCAUAAAUGGUCAUUUUACCAUUUAUAAGUUAUGGUUAUCGUCAAGUGUUACCCUUUUUUUUUAAAACCGUUUUUUUUUUAAACAACACUUCGGCUCAUUUUUACAUAUCCGGCUCUAACAAGGCAGCAUUGUCUUAAGAUCGUGAAGUUUGUACUCACAUAGUCAUUUUCCAGACUCGUUUGAUGUUUUUGAAACACAGCAGGGGUUGAUCUAUAUCUUUGUUAAGAUAUGAGAUCAUGCUGCGCAAAGUCUAACUCUGCUUUGUAAUACGGUUUGAUUUUUUCGCCCUCAUGUCUUAUGUAUAAGUUUUAAUUUGAAUUAAGCUAUGCUAAUUUAACACUCAGCUCUCUCUGGUCUUCCCUUAUUUAGGUGAUAGACGACGUAAUGACUCAAUGAGAUGAAAUAAGUUGUGUCCUUAAAUUGCUUUUAAAUGCACUGAAGUUUGGCGAGCCAGCCCCCUUGGUAUUGCAUUAUCUGUGAUCAUUUCUCCAUGUGAAGCCUUACAUAAUAUUACAUAAUGAGCCAGCAGAUAUAUAUAUAAAAAAAGUGAGAGGAGUGAGAGGAGAUUGUUUUGUUGAGUUUUCAAAGUGAAAUAUCCUGAUAAAGGAUUUCAGCCGAUCAGUGAUUCAGGGCCUCCUUUGUUUUUGUUUUAUAGCAUUGGUCAUGGUCAUGCUGUUGUUAUGUGUACAGAAUAUUGUCUCACUGAAAUAUGCAGGACCUCGUCUGAAAAAAAAAAAAGAAAACAUUGUCUGGACUCUUGGACAGGUGGUCCCUCUCUUCCAGAGCAGAGGACAAGGUGUCAGUGAUUUCCCAAAACGACUGUCAAGUUAUGAUUCGUCAGACCAGAGGAUAGUUUUCCACUCUGCCUCAGUCAAUAUUCAAUCAGCGUGGGCGCAGAGGAGUCAUGUAUUGCUGCAGUUUUUACUUUGCAACAAACUUUGAUCCAAGUCGCUGGUUCUUGGAAGAGAUUUCCAGCCCAUGCGGUGAUUUCCACUACAGAGUCGUGUCUGUUUUUAAUGCAGCGCCACAUGACUGUCAGGAAACAGGAAAAAGGGACCCGAGCCAUCUCCGUAUGUGGAGCGCUUAGACUGCCAGGCUAUUUUGUCUUUGGGGAUUAGACUCUAUUAAGAAGUCUUCGUAUAUUUAAAGGGGUGACGAGGCUGACUGCAGGGAAGGGUAACCCUCAAUGGAGCCUGGAGUGAUGAGGGGAGGACAUCUGAAGAAGUAAAACUCUGAUAAGGAGUUGAGGUGAAACAACAAACGAAGGAGCAGAGGGGAGAUCAGAUUUAAAGUUUGGCUGCAGCAGGAUGAUUGGAGGAUAAGAGGUGGAUACUUUAAAGAGUAAAUACCCAUAACCAGGUAGUAAGAAAAGCAGAAACAGAUAGACAAAGAGUUACACCCUGAUAAGAGCGAAUAAAGUAAGUCUUCUCCUUCAACUUUCGCACCAUUUCUGAAAAACUCUGCCUCUCUGGGACGCUAUUUUUACCUCUUGUCAUGCCAUUACCAUCCUGCAAAUUAAGCUCCUAUUAAAGAUUUUUGACGUUAAUGAAAAAGACUAAAACUCAUGUUGAUGUUUUUUCAUGACAUGUUAAAGCAAACAAGAUUGACAAUUUUUGCGCUGUAAUUUUUAACUUCUAAAAUUAGCUUUGAGGGGGAAGGUGUCAGUGGAGCUGCUGACGACACCGCCCUUUUUUUUUUUACACACUGAAAGUUUCUCACAGUAGCUUUAAGUUAAUCAGUUGAAAGGUGUUACUUCAGUCGCAUAAAACUACUAUUUCAGUGAAGUAUUGAUCCUGUCCAAACUUUUUAUGAAACUUACUUUAAAUAGAGCUAUUCAUUUCAUGAAACAAUACAAUUUCAGUUAUGAUAUUUAAUAAUUUCUCUUAGCGAUAUUUUCAAGUAGAGGGUCAAAAUGAUCUGCAAACUAUCAGAAUCUGCUUUUAUCAACAUUUUACUCAGAGUACCAACAUUUUGGAGGAUCAGGGGUGUAAAUACACAAUAUUCAAGGCAGCUAAUGUAAUGAAACCAUCUCUUUGCCUCCAGCUUUUCAUUUUUAAUGCAGUAUUGUUGGAAAUUUCCAGCAAGAAAUCAGUGAUUAUGCCUAUUUUGUGUGUUUUCAAUUGUGCAUACCCUCGAACUGUGUUACAAACCAGCGUCAAUGUAUUGCGCAAUAAUGCUUGGGGUCAAUUAAAGUUCGUCAUUGAAUGAAAACUUUUCCUCAGAUAAAAUCACACACAGUUAAAGUUAAAUCCCAACCAUUAUUGGAGUCCGUACGUGCUAACAGAUUUUUGCACAUUUGCUGCGUCUUGCACACGAUCUGCAUUCAGACGGCAUUCAUUUCCUUAAUCUUGUGUGUGUGAAUUGUUCCCUGAAUUCUCUCCGACGCUGAUGGGAUUCUUUAUAUGAGAAAUUUUAUAUUUUAGCAUUCAUUGUCAUAUAUUACAUUUUCUCUGACAAAAGCAGGACCGGGGCCACCAUGUUCUUAAUCACUUAAAUCCACAUGCAAUCUGGCUCAGCCAUCUUAGCCAGGGCCGCGGAUCCAUUAGUGCCUUCUCAUUUCAGGGAGGGAGAAAGAGCUGCCAAGCCAUUAGUUCUGCCAUGCUCUGCUACAUUUCCAUAUCCUUCCAUUUCUACAUUUUCUGCAAGAAAAUGGGAAAAGUUGCGGAUUAAUUCAAACUAAUCCUCCAUUUUUCUAUUGCCUUUAAUUACUUGUUCCAGCCUCUGACACUGUAAAUGGUCAUCAGCAAUAAGUUGACUUAGCAGGAGUCACAUCUUAUUGUUAAGGAAAACCAUCUUGUGUCUUGUAUUCAGGCGUUUAUCUGGUCCUUGGCACUCCUGAAAACCCCCCACACACCCACUCAGUCAGGCAUGUGCACACAUAAAUAUCAAAGGGGGCAUGAGCGCUGAGUUUUAUGUUUACAUACAGCCUAGCCCGCCUUUUUGUCUUCCCAUUGAGCACGACUCAACACGACUGAGGAAAUAUGGCCUCUGAGAGCAGCUGUAACCCCCCUGUGGCUCCCACCCCCCUGCAAUCACAUAUCAUACAAGUCAAUGUGACCGCUGAGGCAGAGCAACCUUUUCAAAGUGCUUACGUUUAAAGCAGAGCCCAAAUGAGCCAAUGAAAGCAAUCUAAUACCACAAAUUAGCCUGUCACUUAGCCUGGAUUAUAAGCCACAUGAGGACCGCGGUGGAAAUAACUUGAACCUUAUUGUACCGUGAUGUAAAAUAGCAGAGUGUUAGCAAAAGGGGGAAAAAAACAAGUUCAAUUUAAGCUUAAUGCCUGUGUGCUCUACUAAAACACUCAUGUAAUUAAAUUGAUUUUUUUUUUACUCUUUCCUCGUCCCCGGUAUCUCGCCAUGGCUGUUAUACUCUCCUUUAAUGUUAAGAUAGGCUAGAGGUGCCAAGAUGAUCAGAGUCACAGUGGAUUUAAAGUAAAUACUCUCAGUCAUUGAAAGAUCAUGUCUUGUGAUGAUGUUCAAAAAAAAUUUCCUCAUCCAUCCAUCCAUCCAUCCAGCCAGCUAUACAACCAACAAACCAACUGUCCAUCCAUCAAUUUAUCCAUCUGACCAUCCAUCCAUCCAUCAUCCAUCCAUCCAUCCAUCCCUCCAUCCAUCCAGCUAUACAACCAACAAACCAACCAUCCAUCCAUCAAUUUAUCCAUCCAUCCAUCUCAUUCAUCCAUCCAUCCAUCAUGCAGCCAACAAACCAAUCAUCCAUCCAUCAAUUUAUCUAUCUAACCAUCCAACCAUCAUCCAACCAACAAGCCAACCAUCCAUCCAUUCGUACAUCAAUCCAUCCAUCCAUCCAUCCAUCCAUCCAUCCAUCAUGCAGCCAACAAACCAAUCAUCCAUCCAUCAAUUUAUCUAUCUAACCAUCCAUCCAUCAUCCAACCAACAAACAAACCAUCCAUCCAUCCAUUCGUACAUCAUCCAUCCAUCCAUCAAUCCAUUUUUUUUUCCAUCCAUCCAUCCAUCUUUCAUUCAUCCGUCUAUUUCAUCCAUUCAUCCAUCCAUCCAUACAUACAACCAACAAACCAACCAACCAUCUCUCAAUAUAUCAUCCAUCCAUCCAUCCAUCUUUUACUAAUCUCUUUUCAUCCAUCCAUCCAUCCAUCCAUUUUUCAUUAAUCCAUGCAUCUGUUCAUAAAUUGGUAUCAAAGAUAAAAUCUUUAAACUGACUGUUACUGUAGCUGUUUUUCAGUGACUUGUAGGCUAUGUAGAGGACAUGACCUUUGUCUGACCUUUUAAGUGGAGUUACAGACUGAGUGAAAGACUGUAUUUGACUUGUAUUUUACGUUAAUGUUUUUGGCCGUCUCAUCCUCUUACAAGGAGGAUGCAGGGCUUCCAAUCUAAACCUUACCUUUUACUACACUGCAUUUAUUUAAUCAUAUUUACAUUCGUGUAAUUCUCAUGUUUCUACGAAGCCCCACAGAAUCACACAAGCAGAAUUCAUAAAGAAGUCCACCCAGGCUCCCUUAACCAAGCUUUGCUGAUGUGGUAACUCCUAAUUUCACCAUGUGCUGCCACUUUAUAGCCUCUAAGAAUCAAUCAAAUCCAUGACAUAAAUAAUCAAUUGUUUCAGCAUUUCCAAUCCAAGGUGGAAUAAAACUUUGAAACCACAUUCAGCAUUUAUUAUUUUUCUAUAUUUUCCUCAGUCUGCCUCCUCUACAUUAUUAAAUGAUUUCCUACAUUUCCCAAGGUGCUUGUUAUCACAGCAGCGUGAAGAUGAAACAAUCCUGCAAGAUUCACUCAGGGAGAUGUAGACAAUGGUUAGAGGAAUUCCCCAAAAGACUGUGACUCAAUACCUAUUUAAUCUUUGGGCCAAACUUCUUCUACUUCUUCUUCUUCUGUGGUAGUUCAAAUUAGCUCCUUAAGAUCACAUGAUUUCUUUCUGUACGGGUAAUAAACAUUGAUGCUUCAUGUCAAAUUAUUUGUGAAGUCUUAAUUUGUUUUCAUUUUCACCUAUCUCCGUGUUAAACUUGAAAAAUAAUUGAUCUAUAAUACAUUUUCCGACGUGAACGGCAACGAGGUUGGAGCUAAUUAUAGCACGCGAGACUGUUAACUCCAAACUAGGGCAUUUCUCCCGCAGACGUGAUUUGAAUCGUCAGGAAGACCUUGGAUCAGUUCACAUUUUGUCAGUGUAAUAUCAAAUUUUUUUCCUAUUUUCAUUUUUUGCUGUGUCACCGCACACAGAGUAAUGCAGGCCUUAAACUUUUAUCAAAACGACCCGAUCAUGUUCACAAGUCUCCAAUUUAACAAAAUAAACUUUCCUAGGGAUUAAAAACCUGCAAACACUGAACGGUUUGUUCAGUGUUUAAUCUUGGGUAAGUUUAUUUUGUUAACAGCAGUGCUGAAAAUGAAAAUAAACUCUGUAUUUUCACAGAACAAACACUGAAGAGCCGACUGCUAACUAUGAGUCAUAGUUUUAGAUCACACUGGUGCAGCAGCGCUGUUUUAAUUUAGAAUAAAUUUAAUUUGCUUUGAUUUAGAUAAUGAGUUCAAGUCCAAUCAGGAUCACAAAGUUGCAUUCCUAUGAUAACCCAAAUCAUGACACUGGAGAAAAAAUAACUUUCAAUUAUAAAUGUGGACUGUAAGACUGUUUGAAUUGCAAAAGUGUAAUUUAAAUGUGAUUAAUGCAAUCUGAGUAAACUCUACAAUUGAUCAUGAUUCAAGCAAAUUUUGCAGCUCUACUGUUUUACAAGUAAAAGUAAUAAAAAUACACUGAAUUAAAAGAAAUGAAAAAUUCAGAUAAGCUUUUAACUUCAUUUCAGUGCCACUUCUCAAUAAUGGUAAUAAUAGAAAUGCAUUUUAUAUAUAGGUGUCUUUCUUGACACUUAAAGUCACCUUACAUCAUUAAAACGAACAGAAUUUAAAUAACAAACAAUAAUAAAAUACAAUUUUAAAAGUUUUAAAAGACAUGUCUUCUGGACACUGGUGCUUUCUGAGCUGCUGCUGCUCCCUGUCCUCUUUUAAGGAAUUUUAAGUACUUGUAAUAAUGUGCUGAUAUGUGCUAAACAUUGGGAUGGAUAUACUUUAAAGCUCCUGUAAGGAGUUUUAUGAGGUUUAUGGAAUUAGCUGAAAUUCAUAUGGAUGCCUUUUUAUGAUAUCUAAAAGCAAACAAGUCCACCAGGGACGAGACUGAUGAGUUUUAAAAUAAUAGGAUGGACUGUCAGAGAUACUACUUACACUGCUUUGCCUGCAGGGGGCACCAAAAUCGACUUAAGAGUUCCUGAAAGGAGCUUUAAACAAAUACUGAAAUUGUUUUGCAGAGUGUAUCCCUUUGUUACAUUUUAAAAACCUGCAUUUUUCGACAUCUUUUCCAGCAGUCGAAUCAACACAAAAAGGCAUUUAGACAUCUAAUAUUCUCACACAUGUAAAAUUCAACAGCCUGUGACUCUGCUCUGGCUCAUAUUAUCACAUCUGACAGCAGAUCUGGAAAAAAGGCUCACACUACAGUCACCACACAUUUUUUUUUUUUAUCCAUUGACCGCCACAAAUGCUGAAAUGAUAAUCAUUUCAUAAUAAACGCUCUCUCUCUGAGGUCGUAGUGUGACAUCUAAAAGACAACAAGCGCUGCAGCCAAUGAAUUCAAUCAAAUCUCUAACCUCCCAAUGCAUUUGAAUUUCCAAUAGCAUGAAAUUGUGACCCGCAAGGCUAAAAUUAAAUCAGCGCGAAAGCAUCCCGCUCUCUUCCAAACACCUGACCGGCUGUCAGGGAUAAAUAUAAUUUUUCAUACAUCAUUUAUUUAUUAUCCUGCGUGUUGUUCUUCAGUCACUGAGCUGACACCCUCAUCCACAGCCGUGCAGCGACGAGGGAAUCAGUGUCUCGGGCAAGGACGCCAAGGCUGUCACAGGGAUCAAACCGACGUCCUUCCACUCACAGGAAGGACUAUAACCACAAGAACACGCAGAUACGACAAUGUGACAUUGACAUAUUUUUUAAAGGAGCUGACAAAUACGCCACUCUGUGAUUUAACCUUCCUCAGACCUUGAUGAAGUUUGGACAGUUUGACAGAAGUCCCUGUUUGUCCUUCAAAGCUGUUUUCACACUCAAAACUGAAUUUUACUCUCUUAUUAUGUUCCGUUAAAUGAUUAGGAAUAUUAAACUAACACAAAAACGGGUGGUGGUCCAGCAGCCCCACCUUUAACGGAGGCAGAGGAGCUGCCCCCCACCCCCCCCCCGUUCGACGAUCGCGGCCGGUCCGAUCGCAAAUCCCCCCCACAGACACACACACACGCACGCACACCAGUCCGACGAUCGCUGCUACGAGGUGGGGGUUUCGAUCGUCGGGGGGGGGGGGCUGCUGGGCCACCACCCGUUUUUUCUGGCAUCUGCCCUCUUUCUGUUUAAUGAGUGAAAGUCUAAUAUUGAGUGUAGUGUGUGUUAGUUUAAUAUAUGUACAUAUACAUACUGAGAGUUAGUUUAAUAUUCCUAAUCACUUAACGGAACAUCAUAAGAGAGUAAAAUUCAUUUUUUUGAGUGUGAAAAGAGCAUUUUCUAAGGGAUCAAACUGCCACUUAAUACUUACUUGACAAUGUAAAACAUGAUCAAAAUGAUUCAAGCAGUUUCCCUGCAACAGUCUGUCAUUGUGAUUGCACGAGACUAGAUUUAAAGUUACGCAUUGACGCGAGCAGCGAUUUCCUCCCAAGCCCUCUCCCUCUCCUUUGCAGCUGCUGCUGUAUUGCACUUUCUUUUACAAACGUGCUGUAAUUCGCUGUUGGCUUGCUGCUGCCCCCUCCUUCUCCCUGUUUCCAUUGGUUGAUCAUUGAAUCUGCGCUCCACAGAUGCUGGCUGUUUAUGUCUGGCGUGCACGUGCUUAACUCCAGGUCAAACUACUCGGAGUUGUUCAAACCGUCUCAAAUCAGGUAUUGUGAAACCGGAAACUCAGAGUUUCCUAACUCAGAGUAGAUCAACUCAGAGUUAAGGAUUUAACUCAGAGUUUGUUGAACCACCUACGUGAAACCGACCCCAGCUGUCCAGUCUGUUGGCUUGUUUUGUGUUGUGUUUAAAGCUGCAGUAAGGAUCUCAGUUGUUGUCAAAGAAAGUGAUAUUUCUUAUUUCUUAUUUCUUUGUUAGGUUUUCUCACUGUGAGUGAUUAACCAUAGGAAGAAGUAAAAAAGGCUGUUUUAAAGGUCUGAUACUCAUCUCCUGGGGCAGUUUAGGCUUUGAAAAGUACAACAGAAAAACUGUUGGCCUUGUUUUUGAUGGUCUGGUUUUCUUCUGAAGGUCAUCAGUAUCAGUUUUAGUUUGUUUUUUCAAACCAGUUAAAAAAAAUCCUCCCGGUGCUUUUAACACUUAAAAACUCAGCUGGAUUGCCGGUGAUCCCACGUGACACCAUUAAUGUUGUUUAUAGUUUCUCAGGAACUAUACUGCAUAUCUCUAUGGGAUAAAAAGUGUUUAAAAGCUAAUCCUUUUGGCAAUCUAUCAAGGGUUUCCGGGCAUUUCUACACCUCCCACAAGGUUUACAAUCCAGCCACAGAAAUGGGUGUUUGAUCAAAGAAGUUUGAUGGUAAAUCCGCAGUGAUAUACCGGUGAAAACAUGAGAACCAGUCCAAAGUGCAUUGGUCUGUGACAGAGUUCAGAUUUUAGGAGCACGGGGUGUUUGAAAAGCUGAUCUAGUUUUAACUGAGUGCAUUGUGGGUGUCAUGACAUGCUCAAAACACAUAACUAUAUCAGCUGCUGGAAAUAGGCCCUCUCAGUGAAAAAAAAUGCUUUCAGUGGACACGGGCCCUAAAUUUAAAUGGAGAAUUUUCGACUCACUAUCAGUAUUAUAGGGGAUCAAUGUUUUAAAAAGUACACUGAUCAAUGAUAUACAAGCUUUUCAUCUAGAUAGCUUUUUAACUAUAAACCCUGGCUGUCAGAAAUUGCAGAAAAAAGCACUAAGUUAAGUGUAGUACUUCCCCUCAAAAGGAUCAAAAGGAUUCAGUCUUCUACUGUUUAAUAUCAGUGACACAUUUGUCAGUUUUUCUGCAUCCUGAAGUGUUGCAAACAGGACAUUUAUGCCUCAAUAUUUAAAGUGUUUUCAUAAGAGCCUCCGCUGAAAGAGCAAAUUAAAGUGCGACUCACAACAGGCCGGCAUUUUCUGAAAACUCGACCAUGAAAAGAGACGUCGCCGGUUUUCAAAGCACACAGGCCUUGCUUCAUGCUGAAUGUUGCCUUGCACUACUGAAGGUGGAUCCAGACUGAAAUAGCACACUGCUCCAUGAGACGGUGAUGCACGGACACUUUGAUCAAAGGAAAACUAAGGUUGAGACCAUUUGGCUGCUGCGGUUUUGAUGAGCGCUGCCUCUCGGAUAGCAUCUCAACGUGUCGUUGCGGAAGGUCGUUUUGGUGGUUAACUCUCUGAAAGGGCACUCAGCGUCAGUGUCGAAUAACAGGGCUGAUAUUCGCCCCUCCUCAGCUUCUAACAUAGUGAAAUUUGAAAUCAAGGCCGAACUCGCACUGUUCUCUCUGCAGCUGGAAGCGGCCCAAUCAGUUUACUCCUCGAAUGUGACUCUGAGAUUGCAUUUUAUAAUCAGCGUGAGCAGGACAAAGCUGAGUGGUGUGACUUUUUGCAGAUUUUAAUCAGUACGCAGACAGAAUUAGAUGGUUUUCGUGUUGAAAUCCACAAUGGGAGUUUUCAUUUCUGUAAUUAAAGCAUCAGAAAAACUUUGUCUUUUUUUAAAAGGCCCCACUGAAAUCUGAUUCAUCGGGGUACUUAUUGCAUGCGGAUGUACCAAAGAGGUGUCAAGUCCUCGGUUUGUGACGAGAAUGACAUACUAGAAUUGAUAUGAACAGUCAUCCAAAAAUAAUCAGAUAUGCACAGCAAAUCAGGAGUGAGCAUGAAGGCCCGAGGACUGAGUCGAGCCUCUCAGAGUCUUAUGACAGCGCUUGGAUGAAGAAUCACACAGCGGAGUUUCUCAGUCCCGCUGCGGGCUGGUGUAUAAUGAUUUGAUUAGCAUCUCGUCAGGACAAUGUGCUAAAGCAGAGGCUCUUUUUACAGUCCCGAGUUCAUACAUCAAUUCCAGCCCAGCCCUGACAGCUGCCUUGAUGCAUUUAUGAAGUGAACUGAGCAGGAUUUGUGGCAGAUGCUUCGCAAGGCGCGUGACAAAGAGUGGGCGAACUCCCUUGUUUGGCGUGUCAGGGUUGAAAGCUUCACUCCUCAACUGUCAGAAGGGAACAUCUGUGUUUUGGCGAAUGAACGAUGUUUGUUCUGCGGCGGAGCAAUCGGCUCCCAGCAGCCGUCUGAGGUGACAGAGUCUGUCACGGUCCAAGUACGGAGUUAGAUAGAGAUGGAGGGGAAUGGAAAAAGAGGGAGGAGGAGGAGGAGGAGGGGGUAAUCCCUGUAUCGAAUCCUGCCGCAGAAACAGAGCGGGAAAGUCCAGCUUUUUAUGGUUCAGUUACGCUGCCUCAGCCCGCCCUGCAAUCACUCUGAUACUGUGGAUUACACACUUGCCCUGUGCAUUUUAAGGAUGCAUCUUACUACGAGUGAGAGACAGAAAAUUGAAUCUCUGGUUUUUAAAAUGAUUACUGCUAUAAAAGCCAAAUGCAUUAUGGUUUACUACAAAAGCUGCUUAACAGGCGUAUGGAAAAUAUGCUCAUCUUUUAAGCCUUAAAACAUCCAAAACCCAAAAAUAAGACACUUGAGUCGCUUCCCAGUUAGAAACAAGUUUGACUCUUUGCUCUUUGGUUUUGGAGAUUUAACUUCCCUGUGCUCAUCUUGAAUUUUACUUUAAGCAUUUCUUUUUUGGGGGACAUUAAAGGUUUAAUCGCAUGCGUUAAUGUAUAAUUUCACUCACUGGUUGGCUUUUAUUUACAAAGCUUUCCUUGGGAUGGUGCCAUCCUAUCUGGGAUCUUACCUUGUGAGAAAUAAUGGACAUUAUGGGUUAUGAUCCACUGGCUUGUUGAUGUUAAAUACUCCUCGUGUCCUCUCUCAGUUAGGAAAAAAGGGCUUUCUGCUUUGCUGGAAUUCGCUACAAAAGGAACUAAAAUGAUCAGAUCUGAUCCCCUUUGAGGACUGGAAAGCAUUGGCCUUUGUGACUGUUUUUAACAAGAUGUUACACUGCUUCUAUUCUAUCACUGACAAUUUUAUUUAUUUUAUUCUACUGUAUUUCUUAUUGAGUUUUUGUUAUCUAUUUUAAAUGAUUUUACCGUAACUCUGUAACUUUGCUGCCUCUUGGCCAGGUCGCUUUUGUAAAAGAGAUUUUAUAUCUCAAUAAGCCUCACCUGGUUAAAUAAAGGUUAAAUUAAAAUAAAUAAAUAAAGAGGUGAUAUAAUUGACAAAUCAUUGAUUGUAAAAUAAAAAAGAAAGUUACAGGAAGUGCUCGUUUGUGACCAAAAACAUGCCGAUGUCUCAGUUGCGAGUAAACAGAAAAAGUGGACUGUUUAUCUUUGAUUCACAAAUCUGUCUGAUCUUAUCUGCAGUUUAGACAGAUUUGUGAAAAGCUGGAUGAUUACCAUCUGGGCAAACACUUCAGACAAUACAAUAACUGAUCAGAAGUUCCUACAUUUCCAGUGAAUCCAAAGAGUGCGUUGUGCUGAACAUGAUCAGGCCUUUCAGUCUCUUUUCAUUUUUCUACUUGAGUUCUCAUAGUAAAGCUACAGUACGUGAUCUUUGAAUUAGCUUAAAACAUGAUUGAAGUUUACAGUAACAUAAGCUGCGAGUAUUUGCUUUAGCAGAGGUAACAAGAGAAUAGAUGAACUUUUUACUCAAAUGAGCACAUCUGGAUGCAUCUCAAAAACAAGCUAUUACUAAACAAAUGCAGCAGUUUUAUUCUUGUCACUGUUGCAAAUGUGUAAACGUAGCAUAUUAAUGUUGGGUGCCCCUUCAUAGUUAAGAUUACGGCCUCGUGCAGAAAUGACUUCCUCUUAAUUCACUAUCACCUUGAAUAAAAUCAUCCUCAGUCUUUCGAGAGCAAGUGAAGGACAAACCCUCUUGUUUUAUUCUUCGUUAACAACGUUUACUAUUUAUAGGCCAAGGACGGUUGUGUCCUGAUCUUGCUAAUGAAAGUAUCGUGGCUUUUCUGAGCACGUCAAAGAAGAAAAUAAGUGACACAACUGGGACAACAAUUAGGAAAGAGGUCAGAUUCAGGAGCUAUUUGCAGUACGUUCUUCUCUCCAAAGUCAAACGGGAAGACUCCAGAGUUUCUCCUGCUUGAUGUUUAACCUCGAGUAGAUGCUGCAGAUGUAGUUCCUGGUUUUUACUUGAUAAUAUAAUCUGAUUAAACUUUUUCCUUACCCAACUGGCUAAUUUAGCCUCAAGACAUGCUUUUAAUGCUAAUGUUUACUUUGGCUCAACGAGAGUGUUGGAUCAAGAGUAGGGUUUCCACCUUCCACGCAUGAAGGCACAGUGUGUACUAAAACAUUUAUUAUCCGCCUCUCUUUCGAGCUGACUCCCAUCAGCGAGGGUGAAAAAAGCUGCUAUAACCACAUCAAUGAAGAUGCUAAAGGUUUACCUUUGCUUUACAGAAAACACUUGACAGUUGGCACUCACUUCUGCAUUUUUGUGAACAUGUUUUCAGAGUAUUUGAAGCUAAUUUCUCCCUAAGUACCAGCCUCUUCUCUUGAGAAAUGAAGCUGAUGCAAAAAAAUUGCAGGUUUGCAGCCUGGUUAAAGAGGGCACAAACUGCAUUUAUUUGCAAGGAGGCUAAAGGAUCGGUAGCUAACAGGAAGUCAGGUUGAGACUGCCGAUAUUCUGCUCCAUGAAAAACUGGUUGAUGAUAAUAAUACAUCAGAUUUUGCAACAGUCACACCCUAGUGGUGGUAGUCACAGCUGCCCUGGGGCAGACUGAUGGAAACGUGGCUGCCAAUUUGCAUCUACGGCCUCUCCGACCACCACCACACAACACUCACAAUCUUACACCAGUGGAGGACUCACACUGGGUUAAAGGGAUAUUCCGGCAUAAAAUUAAUUUAGGGUCAAACACACCACAACACUGAGUUAGAGACCCCCUUGAGAGACGAAUUUUGCAGACCGCUUGCUUCUCUAGUUAUACCAACUUUAGUAAUGACUACAAAAAAAAGCGAGACCUCGGACCAGUCUAUUACAGACUGCUGCGGGGUGACGCAGUUCAAGGAAGAACAUUUAUGAUCAUUUCUUCAUGGAAAUGCAAUCAGUCAGAGACGCUAAGGCAGAAGACCUACUGUGUCUGCAGUGCAAAAUGAUUAAUAUGGUGAUUGUUACUUCAAGGAAAUGAUGAAGUAAUGAUCAUAAAUGUUCUUCCUUGAGCUGCGUCACCCCGCAGCACUCAGUGAUCUACUCGUCAGGGCUACCCUACAAUCGGCUGCUGGAAGAGAGUAGGUGAGUUGUGUUUAGUCUCUUUGCUAAAGAAAUUUGGCAAAGUAAAAAAGAUGUUUGGUGGCUAGAACUAUGGCUGGGACCCUAUAUUUACUGUUGAUGAAGUUAGGUGCUGUUCUGAGCAUUAUUUGGCGUUUUGGUUGACGUUUGUUUAUGGUUCCAUAGACCGUUGUGUAUUGCUAUCGCGCGGUCGUCACUAAAGUUGGUUUAACUACAGAAGCAAGCGGUCGUCAACAUUCAUCUCUCAAGGGGGUGUCUAACUCGGUGUUACUGUGUUUGACCCUAAAUUAAUUUUACACCGGAGUAUCCCUUUAAGCGUCUUGCCCAAGGACACAACAGACAGACAAGGGGUAGGGCGGGGACUUACUCGCCAACCUUCCUGUUAUUGGAUGACUGCUCUACCUCUUGAGCUUUUGCUGCUACGACCUUUUGACGUCACCAAUGCUACAUCCCACUAUGGCACAGUUUCUCCUUUUCUCUAUGUUAGGCAAGAAGAAGUCGUGUCUUUGUCUAAAUCUGACCAACCCACCUGCUGAAGGCAGAGCGUAUUGACCAAUCAGAGGUCGAGUAGGGUAUGUGGGAUGAAAAUACAGGAGAGUACUGUAUUUUCAGAAGAAGGUGACAACCCUUAUUGAGACUACUUUAAAGUGUCGUCAGCCGGUAUGCUUAUGACCUUCUGCAGGGAUGGAACUUUGAUUUGGUUGCCAGGAGCUGCAGAGAGGAAAAACACCCACUUUGAAACUUUUGGAUUUAUUGUCGAGUCUCACUGUCAGUACAGAAGGCGAAGAAGAAUAUUGGGCAAAGUGUCAAACUCGGGGGUCGUUCACUGCGCCUCUAGGCAACAGUAAACCAAAUGUUAUUAUUUCUCCAUCGACGGCAAUAAAGUGAAAGUAGACUCCGGGCUCCAGUGCUGCUUUUGCACUGUCAAAACUUUUCCAUUAUGUGCCUUUUUUCAAUUCGUAAAAAAAAACCUUUGCUGAAAUCUGGAUCUUCCAAUAAUUCAAAUUCAUAAUGUUCUCAAACAGAAAAUAGCAAAAGAAAAUGAAAAGAAAAUUGUAAGUGAGGGAGAGUACUUGCGUUGUUCAUAAUUUAUGUUCGGUUAUUGGAUGGUGUAAUGAGAGUGUAGAGCGGAGACCGAGUUGGAGAGAUAAGUCGUGCAGAGUUUAUGUGACUAUUAAGCUUGAUCUAUUAAAGAGGGAGUUUUCUGUGGUUGUUGAUGCAGAAGGGUUUUUAACUUAUUGUGUACAAAUCUUCCAGGAGGAAGCGUGUGCGCUCACCGAGGGCGAAAACUUAUUUGGAUCACAAUUAUUGAUCUGCUGUCGCUCAGCUGUGAGACGAAAGGAAGAGUGGGCUGGAUGAAAUGAGUGAGCCGUUCGCAGUUACGGUCAGGGAUGCAGCGACGGGGAUUUCUCGCCUCAUUCAAUUUUAAAUAAAUUCACUUUGUACUCUUGAAAGGGAAUCCAGUGAUCUACACCUCAGGCUUAUAUAUGCCACACAACAGAGCCGUCUCAUAACAAAGAGAUAAAAGUCCUAUCUCUGGAUAAAUUUGAGCACACAUCCUGGAGAGCUUACGGUGACACUGCUGAAAAGAAUAUGCGUUUUCUCCCAAAAUAAAGGUGUUCAUUUGCAUUUGAAAGUGUCCUCAAGUGCAGCGAACAAUAUAGUGUAGACGGGGAAAUGUUCCGUCUCUGCUGGCAGGGGGAGAAAUGAAGCUCUGCAGACAAUAAGAGGAUAAUUAAACAUUUCAUUUCAACUUCUCUUUAUUUGCCUUUGUUUUUUUUUUUCUGCAAUCACUCAAACUUCGGGGUGUUGUUCAUCUCCAUGCGUACGGCAAUAAUGUGCAUACAUUAUGCAUUUUACUGCAGGAUAUUUUCUGUCACAAAAGGAGUACAUUAUAGAUGAAGUGUUGUCAGAAUUAAAUGCAAAUUAAAAACUUUUGAACAGUGCAGACAGCUUUUCUAUUUGUGUACUUUCUAACACCUGCAGUGUCAGUUUCAAGUGAUAAAACUGUCACACAAUCAAUCAUGUAUUAAGUCAAUGAAAAAAACCUCUCUAAUGCUUUGUUGUGGACUAAUUAAAUGAUAGCGAUUAGUUAAAAGCAUACAGGAGCUGAUAAUUCAGAAAAAUAUCUUAUUUUGAUGGAGGAUCAUUUACUCUGUAUUUGACUCUAAUAUGAUUUCAGUGAUGGAGCUAUGCAUUUGAGCAUUAGCUUGUUGCAUUUCCAGACCAUUAAAUGUUUAGAUGGACUCAAGACAAUUAAGCUAUAGCUUCAGGCUUCAAUUAAUUUUCACAUUAAUUGAAGUGGUAAUUAUUAGCUGCGUUUUGUAAAACACUUAUAUUCUAUCAUGUACAAAGUCAUUGUGCAGCUCAUGUUGGCAAAUAAUUACCUAAUUACACAUCCAGCAGAGAGGAGGCAAUAUUGAGUUCAUUAAGUGUGGUGAAUGUGGGAACUUGAUUAAUGUAACUCCAAUAUUUACACUCCUCUGAGUGUUGGCGUCGUCUCCUCCUGAGGGAAAUAUCGGAUUUAUUUACAUGCUUAGCGCUCGACCAGGGUUUCAGUUUGAGAACUAACUUUGUUCGAUGCGGACUACUGGGAACGAGUGAUAUCUGGCAAGAGCCAAAAAUACGAUAAUCCAGGCAGGCAGAGAGAAAGUUCAGGUAGGCAGAGAGCUAGUUGGGCAGGCAGAGAGCUAGUUAUUUUGGCAGAGAGCUAGUUCAGGCAGGCAAGGAGCUAGUUCAGGCAGGCAGAGAGCUAGUUGGGCAGGCAGAGAGCUAGUUCAGGCAGGCAGAGAGCUAGUUGGGUAGGCAAAGAGCUAGUUGGGCAGGCAGAGAGCUAGUUAUUUUGGCAGAGAGCUAGUUCAGGCAGGCAGAGAGCUAUUUGGGUUGGCAGAGAGCUAGUUCAGGCAGGCAGAGAGGUAGUUGGGUAGGCAAACAGGUAGAUCAAGCAGGCAAGGAGCUAGUUCAGGCAGGCAGAAAGCUAGUUUAGGCAGGCAGAGAGCUAGUUGGGUAGGCAGAGAGCUAGUUCAGGCAGGCAGAGAGCUAGUUUAGGCAGGCAGAGAGCUAGUUAGGUAGGCAGAGAGCAAGUUCAAGCGGGCAGGCAGGGAGGGAGCUCAGAGGGCUAGUUCAAGCAGAGAGCUAGUUCAGUUGGGGUAAGUGCUUGUUCAGGCAAGCAGAGAGUUAGAGCUAGGUCAGUUAGGCAAAGAGCUAGUUUUGGCAGGCAGAGACCUAGUUAAGGCAGGCAGAGGGCUAGUUGGGUAGGCAGAGAGCUAGUUCAGGCAGGCAGAGAGCUAGUUUAGGCAGGCAGAGAGCUAGUUAGGUAGGCAGAGAGCUAGUUCAGGCAGGCAAGGAGCUAGUUGGGUAGGCAGAGAGUUAGUUGGGUAGGCAGAGACCUAGAUCAAGCAGGCAAGGAGCUAGUUCGGGAAGGUAGAGAGCUAGUUCAGGUAGGCGGAGGGCUAGUUCACGCAGGCAGAGAGCUGAUUCAGGCAGGCAAAGAGCAAGUUCAAGCGGGCAGGCAGGGAGGGAGCUCAGAGGGCUAGUUCAAGCAGAGAGCUAGUUCAGUUGGGAUAAGAGCUUGUUCAGGCAAGCAAGAGUUAGAGCUAGGUCAGUUAGGCAAAGAGCUAGUUAAGGGAGGCAGAGGGCUAGUUCAGUCAGACAGCUGGCAAGUUCAGGUGGGCUGAGAGCUAAUGAGUAAACUGAUGAGAACGCUGAGACAGCACCAAAACCUGCAGGAGGUGGGGUCACACUCACACAUUACAAGAUAAUAUGGGGGAUUGGAAACAAAAUCCAGCUAAGUUUAGUUUUCUCCAUGGGUCUAAAGGUUGUCUAGAAAGGAAUUUACUUGUCCUGAUUGGCUCAAGAGAUGUUUGUAGCCACGGUAACAGUAUAAAAUUAGAGGCAUUAACUUAGAUCUAUUACCCAAAACAUAAUCCUGCAGAUGGCAAAUUAGGAAAAUGUCCCUUUAAUAUUUCUUAUAGAAGAAAUGAUACAAUAUCAUGAGAGUGACUUUAACAGUGCAAGUCCAUGUGAAGUAGAAAAGAGCUGCAAACAGGUUUUUCAUACUCUGGAACUUGCCUCAAUCACUGUGUCGUCAGUUGUAUUCAAAGGAGAGGGGAACUGCUUCAAAGAUACUUAUUUUAUAAAAAUGAAAACGCUGAAAUCUGAAACAGCGAGCAGUUUAAGUUCACACGGCAGUAUUUUUAUAUUUCUACAAAAUUACUAAAGACCUCUGCUACAAGGUUGGUCUCAAAAAUGGCCUCAAACUGCAGCAAAUCUUUUGCGACCUGCACCAAUGACAACACGGCACAUUCAGGGACAAUGAGAUGUCAUUUAUGGAAUUGCACCCUUAGACAGCAACCAACAAAUGAUGCUGUAGUUUUCUGCCCUUCACUCCAUCGCCAAUCGACAUUUUUUUCUCCCUCAUACACACAAACACACACACACACACACACUCGGACACACACAGAGUAAAUUGCACUACAACUGCGACUGCCCACCUUUUUAACUCAGCCUCCAAUUCUUCGGCCAACCAGCAGCUAUAAAUCUGUCUCCGUGAAGGUGAACAUUAGCACCUUCCUUCUCGAGCACAAACACCUUGGUGUACAAUUUAAGGUCCAUUCCGGGGAAUACAAGGCUCGCCGUUAUGAUGCUAUAUCACACUUAGAAUUUGAGCGAAUUUCUGACCAUCUGUCACUCCAGCUACCUUGAAUCCUCUGCUCACUGUGAUAAAGCCAGCACUGUUGGCCUGAUUGGGGGUUUAUGUCCAAACACACUGAAACCAUCAAUCCUCCAUAGAGUGGUUUUAUGCGUUUCCUGUUGGUGCCAAAGUGGAGAUUUAAUGUUGUGUUCAAGAAUUUCGGACUUAAUGACUUAUAGAGAAAUAACACCACUAGUGCCUUAUAUGGAUGUGCAAAAUUGUGAUCAGAUUGUCACUUUGUGAUUAUCAUGGCCGUAAAAUAUCACUUUUAAUAUAUUAGUGUGAUAUUUAUGGAAAACUUUAAAUUAAAACAACACAGUCAGUCAGUUUGUCAUACUUUUAUGUUGAUAUUUCUUGUGUGCUUUAAAAAGAUUCUUUUAUUUUGAAGAAUACUACUUCCGGUUAGGGUUGCAAAGGGGCAGAAAAUUUCCGGUAAAUUUCCAGAAAUUUUCCAUGGGAAGUUAAGCUGGUGAAUAUUGGAAAUAUUCCAAAUUGGAAGCUUUCCAUGGGAAUUAUGGGAAUUUAUUGGAAUUUGUGGGAAUUUAUGGGAAUUAAAUGGAAAUUGGGGGUAAUUUAAAUGAACUGUAUCAUAUCCAGACAUAAAUGUAAAUAUUUUUGUUUUGUCAUAAACAGACAUCCAUGCAAAAAAAUGCAAUUAAAAAACAUUUCAACACAUUUAUUUGAAUGGCAAUAGCGAUGGUAAAUGUGGCAUUUUUUUGUAGAAUAAAAUAACAAAAAGCUUGUAAAAACAUAAAUGCAAUGGCAUGAACAGAAAUAUAGUUGGCUAAAAAACUGGAAUGGUCUUCAAAAUAUUUGACAAUUGAUGUAUAAAUUAUUGUACUGUUACCAAAAAACGUCUUGCAGGAGUCAGAGGAAACAGCAUCACAUUUGAGGUAGUUACCACCACCAUGAUGAGAUAGCCUCUUAAAUGGUCAAUGAAAUGAAAAAUAUCUUACAUGUAGCACCUACAUUUACAAGUUAAAUAUUAAUACUAUUACAGACCAAAUUUAUUUACCCCAUAAUAUUAUCAAAACUUACUUGACUUUAUAUAGUCCGUGGGCUCAAAUGUCUUGUGCUUUGGCCUCCAGGGUUCAAGAAAUCAUCUGUGCAUGUAAAGUUUCCAACUUUGAAGAUUCACGGAAUUUUGCAACCGUACUUCCGGUAAACCAUAAGUUGCUAAUUUUGACAAAAUUGUUAAAAGAAGGGUAUCAAAGUGGAUCCACAUAUCUAUCACAUUGCCCCUUCUGUCUUUGUAUGCAAGUUUUAAUGAGAGACGUCUUUUAAAAUAUCAAAUUAAAUCCCGUCUGUGCGAAUUUGACACAUCAGACUUUUAAUUUCUGCAGUCGGCGCUAAAAUCAGCAGCAAAGGUCAUGUUUGUGUUCCAAAAUAAACAUCAUUAUACUAAUAAUCGGAGAAGCCCAGUGAGGGUUAGCCAAUCUAUAAGGCGAUGAGGCAGGCAGAUAUGAUACGGGAGGUGGUGAAUAAGGCAUAAACGCAGCUUGUAAUAUUGUACCCUCGCGCCAUACGACACCGGGCCCCUUCCAGUAAUUACCGUACUGCUCCUGCAUCUCCGUUUGAAAUUUGAUCAUUGUCGGUCAAUGAUAACACACUCUGCCACAUGGUUUAUGCAGUGUGGCCCCAGCUUUCCCUCACUUCAUUAGGGCGGGUGAGUGUAAAGGAGGGAUGGAUUAGACCCUGUGUGGCCUGCUCACUUUCCAGUCUCCAGAGGAGCCCGAAGAGGCUUACAGGGGCAGCACAGGGUCUCCACCUUCUGUUCGUGCUCCUGAUGUAAGAGCCUUCUGCUGGGAGAAAAAAGAGGUGGAGAUGGCGCAGAGGGGGAGUGUGAGAGGAUUUGGAGACAGUGAUCUAGUGCACAUUCACAGCUGUAGUUUGUUUUGGAAGGCAAGAGGAAGGAUAAGAGGCUGUCUCUCUCUGCUUGAUAAGAGCAAACAUGCAUUCAGCAAGCUAAGCUAUUGUCGAGUUAAACUAUGCAGCAUCUUCUCUCUGUUCCCCGCCAUUCACUAUAGUCACUCAGCAGCCUUUUUCCUCUAAUGGCAUGCUCACUGUGAGAAACUCAAACGCUGCUAUCAAAGGGGAAACAGUCUGCUGUGAUUCAGAACGGAGAGGAACUGACAAAUCCUCGGAUACUUACCACUCUCCAUUCAUUAGCAGCUGAGACGGCAGCAGACGUGAUUUAAGAGGAAACAACACAUAAGUUUGACUACAAGUAACAUUCACACACUUUAGCUGAAGCAGUAAUUGGAAAGGAAAUGAUUGAAUUAAAUUGACUUCACAAACAUGUUCCAAUUAGCAUGUUGCACCUGUGCAGACUGUUACAGUCAAGUGUGUGAGAAAAAAAUCACAAAAGUUCAUCCUGUCUUUAAAUCUUGAUCCUGAUAAUUGGUUUCAGUAGAGAAGGCAGCAUUAUAUAUCCAUUGUAUGGCAAAUAGACCCCUAACCUUACUUGUAGUAUCUCAAUAUAUUGCGCUACAUUGAAUCCUGCCUACCCCACCUUUAAAUUAACGCUCCUUUUAUUGUCCACAGGAUGAGUGAGCGAUACACGCAGAUCGGAAGUAAAGGGGCUCUACUUGUAAUGGUGCUUGUGAUGGCUUUCUGGGAGAUGACCGUACCGACAGAAGGCGCAACAGGUGAGUCAAAUCAUUGUUUAGCCAGGCCAUGAAUUCUGGUUCAAACACGUUUUGGUUUGUGUUCACGCAAUACUUCAUUUUAACAGGCAGAAACCCUCAAGCAGAACCAGACUUGUGUUAGACAGUAAUCUGCUGAGACUGUAUUGGGUUUAAAGAGAGACAGACAGAGGUGAGGUUGAUGCAUGUAGGUGAAAGCAGGCAGGUCCAGAACAUCUGCAGCAGCGAUCCAGAGGAAGUUACAGCAUGAUGGAGCUCAGGGACUCCAAGGAGAGACUGUGUAUGAGUGACUCUAAUGGGACACGAUGAUUUCAAGUUAAUGAAACAGACAGAAAGAGGAUGAAGGAGGGAAAGGUGCUCAAUAGAGAUGGGAGAAAAAAUCCAUACAGAAUAGUAUUGCCAUAUUUUUGUCUGGUGAUAUAUUGUAUUGUCUCAUCCACCUAGUAUCGUUUUUUUUCAAAUUAAUUGCUAAUAUAAAGUCAAAUCUAUAAUAAUGGAAAAAUAAAAUAAAGUGUUUAUCCAGUGAGGUCGGCAGAGCAGGAAAAAGUUAGUACAACAAACAGCAUGUGUGUAGGGACAUUAGGGAUCCAAGUUCUGCACAAAUGAGAUGAACAUGAUAUGAAGUUUGCAAGAUGUGCUACAUGAAAAUAAAAUAUUGCGUCAAUGAGACAAAUAUAUGGGAAAGACAAAUGCUAAAUCAGCUAAGCAGUUGAAAAUAUUAAAUAAAAAAAAUAAUAAAAUAUUGUGCAAUAUGUGGUAUCACAAUACACAAUACAAUGCCUAAAAUCGCAAUAAUAUUGAUUUUUGCCUAUAUUUUCAGCAAUAAAAUGCAGAGAAUAAGAUUCGGUUUCACUCUGAAAAUGUUCCGCCAUUUGAAAAGUUCCCCCGACUUAUCCUGUAGAUAUGUCAACAAGUUUCAGUUCAACCCACUUCACGAUGUUCCCCGCUGUGCUGGUAGCGGUCACCGUCAGUAAUAAUAGAAUAGACAACAGUACACAUUACUGAGGCAGCUGCAUGUCUCCAGAUGAGACCAGACCGGAAAUAGCCUACAGUAAAUCUACAGUAUAUAGUAUACUGUAGAUAUCUACAUAUACAUUUUCUAACUUCAUAAAAAAUUCAAAAAUUCUGCCGAAUAAUCAGUAUCAGCAUCGGCCCCAAAAAAUCCAUUUUUUGUCAGGCCCUAAUUUCCACAUAUGGCCCCUUUAAAAUGACCUUUGAAUUAACCAUGAAAUAAAGCUGAUGUCUAAAAGCAGAGAAACUUCACUUCAGUCCAGACAGAUUUGUUUUGAAGCUACAAUGACAGGAAACUGAAGACUUGAUAAGUCAUGCGUCUGUGUGUGCGUGCACAGAGGGUCACCGCCUGUGAAGUAACACUCAUAUCUACGAGUUUUAUUAAAUUUUCAACACCAGGAUGUUAUGCCAUUAUCCCAAAAAAGCAAAAACAAACAAUUGAGGUCACAUCCCCCAUCCCUGUUUCUGAAGACAGACUGGAUCAUCACUUAUUUCUUAUCAGUAUUGAUGUGUAUUCUGCUGAGGCAAACUGAGGAAAGGUCAGACCCGUCACAUCCUGCUUCGGUUUUCCUCCAUUUUUGGCUAAUCACCUCAUUGACUUGGGCGCGAAACAGCUGACGUAGAAAUGUGUUUUUUGAAAGACAAUAUUCGUGAAAAACAUCUGCAUCCACAUCCUCUUAUGGAUUUCUUAAAAAACUGUGUUACUUUCAUUACGUUCAGUAUGAAUCAGCGACAUGAAUCGACCUUUUGCUGGUUGGAAAAAGAAGCACCAUUGACUGUUUUAUGAGUGUACGGCGCCUAGUUAAUUAAGCAGCAAAGAUUUCAUUUCUGAAAGGUAAAAAUCUUCGUCUCAUGUUGCCACUCAGGUGGAUGUCAGAGAGUAUUGAGACGCUUAUUAUUCGCCGGGACAAAGACACAUUGUGCUGCGCAGAGUCUGACGCUGCAUGUAAGAAGUUGAGAAACACAGGAGACCGAUUCAAAGCUUUCCUGAUCAGUAGUUAUGCUUUUGUGUUAAUUUUAUUCUCUCAGCCUGGUUAUUAUCUUCAUCCGUUGAACUCCAUGCUUUGCGUUUUUUGAUGUAGACUUGCUAUUAUCUGAAAAGUGAAAGGCUGUCUUGAGAUAUGACCUUGUCUGGUGCUCUUUUCUGAGACUUUACAAAGUUUCUCCAGAGCCCGAAAAGACACAGAAGAAGUGUUUUCACUGUCUGAGUCACACUCUUUAUAACUGAUGUGUAAACUCAGAGUUUUCCUUUUUUAAAGAUGUUAUCGCAGCAGAUGUAGAGAAAUAAAUGAAUGAUGAGUGCCACAAAAAGCCCGAGUAUGUGAUUCAAAGGCUUUAAAAAGUGAGACCACCGCUUCAGUUGUCCCAGCACCAUCAUGUGCGUAAUGUUAUCAUUCUGAGAGGUGGUCCAAAGAGGCUCCAAAUGAGGCCGAAGCUCUCAGCCAAGGGAGACCCCAUCUAUCAGUCAGACUCUGGCUACAGUUUGUUUUUCCAUCCUAAGUAACCGAAACAUCAGCUUUGACAGUUGCUUAAAAUAGACCGGUGCUGGGAUGUGAAGUUGAAGUCGAGUUAUGUGGUCUGAGGGUAGCAAAAGUUUUCUUAUUGUUUCGGUCAAAUACAGAACUUUUAUUUUCCCCCCAAUCCAGAAUAAGGAUUUAUUUCUCCUUCAUACUCAAGUUUGAAUUCAUCCAUUAUGUCAAACAAUCAAAUUUUUAAAAUGUGAUUAAUCUCAGAAUUUCAAUUAAUUAAACUUUUUUUUAAUUUGACAUUUAAAAUCAUCUAAUUUUGCACUUUAAAAAUGUUUCAUUUUGUCCACAUCAACUAUAUAAAGCACUUGGGAGUCAAAUGAAUGCAAUAAAAUGUGUUUUAUCAUCUUAACUCUCAUAUAAAUGCUGUACUUUUCACGUGCACUUUUCAUGAGCUCCAGUGUUAUUGCUUUCUCUGCUUUGCGCUUCAGUUUAAAUCACGGCUAUACCUAUCACUUACUUCUGUCGAUAUGGAGCACAUACUGCUUUUGACUUGAGUCGGGCUCAGAGGUGUGAUUAUUUCUCGUCACAGCGGCGGUCCCGAAAACGCUUUAGCUGCUCAAACACUGUGUGCAAAUUGCAAUCAAUUAAAAAUGAUUAACAUAUAAUUUUGAGAUUUAUCGCAUCAAAACACAUAAAUGCUGAUCGCUUUAAUAUUCGUUGGUUACCCACAAAUCCCCCAAUGGAGUCUUGAAGCUGGUGACGGAGACUGAUGACUGCAGGGACCGGAUGGAUGAAUAAUGGCACUGUUGAUUCUGCUAAGACCAGGUGGAGAUGAGGAGGUGGAGGGUGCUGCUCAUGAACCAGCAAAAAAGAACUAGAGGCAGAGAGGAAAUCCAUUCUUAAAAUGAGAGCAGAGCAGGGAUAGGCUGACUGUAAGGGUGUGGCUACCCUGCUAUCUGAUAAGGAAUGACCCGGUGAAUGGAUGUUUAACCAACGACGGCCCUGAGUGAUGACAGCAGGAAAAGUGAGUGGGCAUUCCAGAGAUGAAUGUUGCCAACCGCUUGCUUCUCUAGUUAUACCAACUAUAGUAACCAGUCGAGGCCAGUCCAUUACGAACUGCUGCGGGGUGACACAGCUCAAGGAAGAACAUUUAUGAUCAUUACUUUAUCAUUCCCUUGAAGUAAUAAUCAUCAUAUUAAUCAUUUUGCACUGCAGACACGGUAGUUCUUCUGCCUUAGCUUCUUGGUUUGAUUGCAUUUCCAUGAAGAAAUUAUCAUAAAUGUUCUUCCUCGAUCUGCGUCACCCCGCAGAAGUCUGUAAUGGACUGGCCCGAGGUCUCACUACAAACAAGCUGCUGCUGGAAGAGAGUAGGUGAGUUGUGUUUAGUCUCUUUGCUAAAGAAAUUAGGCAAAGUUAAAAAGAUGUUUAGUGGCUAGUACUAUGGCUGGGACCCUAUAUGUACUGUUGAUGAAGUUAGGUGCUGUUCUGAGCAUUAUUUGUGGCUAUAGAGUGGCGUUUUGGUCGAGGUUUGUUUAUGGCUCCUCAGACCUCUGUGUAUUGCUAUCCUGCGGUCGUUACUUAAGUUGGUAUAACUAGAGAAGCAAGCGGUCGGCAACAUUUAUCUCUCGAGGGGGUGUCUAACUCGGUGUUGCUGGAGCUACAUUUGACUGUAUCAAUGGAUAUGGUAAGAGUGGGUGGUCCUAGUUCGACUUAGGCCAGAACAAUAUCUGAAUCCCCAACUACCAGGCUGCAUAUUUACACCAAUUAGAUCUGUCCAUUUCUGAUCCAAUCAUCAGGUUGGGUGUUAAGCAAGAAGUUAACAGCCUCUUUUUUCAUUUUAUUUUAUUUAUUUGGCUUUUGUUUAACCAGGUUAGUCCCAUUGAGAUUACAAAUUUCUUACAAAGGAGACCUGGUCAAGAGGGCAGCAGCAUAGUUCCUACAACAGAUAAAAUUCACAACAUCUGAACAUUAAACCGAUCUGACAUAAAACAUGUACAUACAGAUGAAGUCAAUUGUAAUGAUUUCACAUUAAUUUUAAAUUCAUUUAGUGUCACAAGAGCUUGAAGGUGAAGUUCAGACUAUAGUUUGUUCCGGGUAUUAGGUGCUAAAAACCUAAAACCCUUCUUGCCAAGCUCAGUUCUUACUUUGGGGACAACUAAAUGAAAAACAUCCAUACAACGGAGAUUGUUUUCUUUACACAACAUCCUAAAACAAAUCCAAACUCUUGUCCUCGUCCUGAACUUUACCAAAGCUAUCCAAACACCCAAACUGAGAGCAUAUCACACCAUAAACCAUGUGUUACAGCUCGUUCCACUCCCAAACUCAUAAAAUGUUAAAAAUUUGUCAGCAAGCUUUUUAAAAGUCAAACUGUGUUGCUGAUUUUCUGUCGCUUAAUUGACUGCUUUAUUUUGAAAGCCUAACCAGGCUCUGUAUUUCUAUUAUUGAUGCUUGGCUGCUUUAUUUUGAAGUCUAAUAGGAGGUGACAUGUUUUCUAUUGCGAGUAUAACUGCUUGUGCCAAAGUGGCGCCAUAGACGUAUCGAAAUCCUAAUAUUUGGGAGCCCAGGGCCACUGAGCGUGCCGCCGUAAUGAGAUGAGAAUGCUUUGUUAGAAACCUGUUGGGUCUGUUUCAUUUGGCCACGGUUUGAAGGCUGAACUCUCCCUCCAAAACACAGUGACCCGCUGCACCAACGAGAGGAAGGACGCAGGACAAACACACCGAGGAUUACAGUCCCAGAGCCUGUCUCCUCUAAUAUGAUGUUUUCACAGCGGAUUUUCUCUCUAUGCAGCCUCACAAAUAAAAUUGUCACUGUCGUAAAUGGGGGAGUAAUUGGAUUGAAACAGCUAUUCUGGAGGUAUGACUCAAACCCGUCUCGGCUUGCCUCAUUAAAAGUGUUGUCGAGUCGUCACUAGUAAACCCGCGGAGAUCAAUUAUGGCAACUCAGCAACAUUACAAGCAGAGGCCAACCCACAUGUUUCAUCUUUGGGAGUCCCACUGACAAUACACGGCAGCAGGUAAUUGGUGGUGCACGGGCGGUGCUGCUGCCCGAUAGGAUGUCCAUUUGCGAGUGUGAUAGAAACUCUGCAUACCUCCUCUCUUUGUCCACCAAUUAGAUAGGAGUGCGGUGGCGCUUUGAUGCCCGUGGAUUUGAUUGGCAGCGAUCCCCACUCAAGGCGCUCAUCAUUCCAGUAGGAAGUGGAUCAGAAUAAUCUCGCAAGCGUUCAAUUUCUCCCUGAUAGCCACAGCGGCCCAUCCUAAUUUCCCCAGAGUGUUAUUUCUGUUGCUGUAAACCUGUUAUCAUUCAGGGGAUGAAUCGAACCCAGAAUAUGUCCAAAAUAGAGAAAUGUAUUUUAGUAGACAUCACACGAGAAGAAGAGCGAAGCUUACAUCCUGACAAACAGGGCAAAUCCAGCUUAUUAAAGAGGGCAGACUAGCUGUGAACUACGAUUUAUUUAAAUAACUGUGUCAGAAGUGUCUUAAAUUAAGUUUACUUCCUUUUCUGAUGUUUGCAGAAAAGUACCUCCAACACAAACUCACAAUAGUCUUUCUGUUUGAACUUCUCCUGUUAUGACCAGAUAGCGAGGACGUCUAAUUCAUUUUCAUUAGCAUCUGUUAUGAUCAGUCCUUUCAGUUUCCUGCUCCUCUGUGUUUGUUCACGCCCCCUUCCUAACUCAACUCAUUCGUCCUUUCUCUGGGGGUCUCCUAAAGGAAGAAAACAAACACCAGAAAGAAGUCAAAGUAUGAUAGUUAUCACCUUGAAUACAGCAGCACAAGUUUCUCCAAAACCUGAACCUACUGUUCAGCAUUACUGGGGAAAUCUUUCUAUGCCAUGGGUGCCUCCAUGCUUUUCAAAAUGAAUGUCAGAUUUAUUGUUUUCUCUUUGCGUUGUACAGCAUUAACUUGCAUAUGUGAAUACAUUUGCAAGACAAUGUUUUUUGAGCUAAUACAGUGAUUUCCACCACAAUUCUGUGUCCUUCUUUGUCGCUGGAAUGUCAGGAAACCAUGACCGACCAGCAUCAGGUUUCAGCUUUGACUCUUUUGUUAAAGAUUUCUCCAGAUUCUCUGAAUCUUACGAUAAACAAUGUACCAUAGUCCGAGAAACCCUUCAAUUCUUUGACCUUUUACACUCAGGAAUAUUUCUGUGCUCUGUUUUUACUCUAUAACCUGUUGCUAAUUCUUGCAAUAAAUUACAUGGGUUUUUCUAUUAGCAUGCAACUUUUUUGAGUUUUCUCACCAAUUUCCCAAUGAUUUGUACAAUUUAUAGACCAUCAAAUUUAGUUUUAUCAACAUUUUUUGCGGUGGCGACUGUUUUGAAAACUCAGAAAUAAGUUGUCUGGCUCCUUAAAUGACGUCACACAAGAUGCUGUGUUUAAUAUGUAACCAGUAAAGAACUUGUUUUCAUUUUUCUCCACUCUGCAAAAAGAUGACCUGUUAAUUGGCAGAUUCCCUGAGCAGAACCAGAGUAAUAGGUGCAGAGACAAAACAUAAGAAACAAUGUUCAAUGCAAUGAUUAAUCAAUUAAUAAAAAUGACUACUACUCCAAAAGUGUUGGGAAGGUUGGAACUUUUUUUGAUAUUAAGUAAUACAUAUUGUUGUAAAUAUAUAAAAGUUAAUUAUCGGCGUGUGGGCUUACUCAAGCAAAUAGUUGUUCUGUAGCUGCCUACCCCAACUCAGUGAUCGAGACGUAUCGACAUUAUUGUAGAAAACAAACAAACAAACAAAAAAACAAGUCUUCAUCCCUCUCCAUCUUUUAAAUUUCAGCACAUCACUGCAGACAUUGUGGUCGCCCAGGAGAGUGUUGGGAGUUAAAAUGUUGACCUUCAGAUCCUGCUAAUACGACCCUUUCAGGCAGCCUUGAAUCUUCCAGUCCACAAAAAAGAAACCACUUAGAGAGAGGCUCAAAGCACAGCUGUUGCUAAGGAGGAGGAUGAACCUGAGCGGUGAUGAAACAAACUCGGUGAACAACCUUUAGAAGAUGUACAAACAGUUUGCAGUAUCUGAAGAGAAACUUUCCUUUCUCUUGACAUUUUUUGACAAAUAACCACCACGUCUGGUUUGUGCGUCGAACAUCUAACAUUGUUGCUUGCUCUGCACCUUCGAAUUUCUGCACUUUGUAAUAAAAGUGAUUUACACCGUGCAUAAGAAAGAUCUUGCCAAGAAGGGUGAGCAGUGUUUGCACCCUUGAGAGAGCAGUAACACUCACACAACAGGAUCCUGGUGUUAAACAGGAUAAGGAACACACUGUAAGUAUUUUACAGCUGCAUCGACUUCUCUUGAAUCUGAUUUGUAAUCCCAAUUAACACCUAGCUCCGCACCUCAGGAUGCAGGUUUGUACUGAAGGCACAAUGUCUCUAUUGGAAAGGUGUUUGUUUCUGCUCUGCAUAGUCGAUGUUUAAAGGAAAGCAAUAAUUACAUUAUUAUUCCCAGUGGUUUCAUGCACGCUUCGAAACAUGCAGCAUUCGCAGUUUCUCAUUGGUCUCUAGAGGCGCGGAAUGAAAGGAAAGUGGCCCCUCGCUUCACGCUGAAAGCACUUGCAGAUGAAAAGUCUCAACAGAGUAAACAGAUUCCCUGCAAAAACACAAUAUUACCUGAUAGACUACACCGAACGCUGACAGUUCAUAUAGAAUAAAUCAUCAAGACAUGAUGAAACCUCACCGUGAGUUAAACUACUUGAUAAAGUCUUCAAGUACCGGUGGUAGCUCGCCAGAUUUUCCCUCGGUCUGGUCUCCGCUUGUUGCCUGGCAACCUCACAGCGAUGUGGUGUUUUUAUUUCACUUUAUUUUAUUAACUUUUUCUUCUACAGGUGAAUAAUGUGUUAAUUAGAGACCUUUAAAGGUCUUAAUAGGUUUAUUUUUUACCAUCAGACAGAAUUAAACCUCCAAUUUGAGCCUGUUUGAAGCCUUAAAACCAAGUUUACGAACAGGUGGUUGUAGAUUUAUCAAACAGAGAUCCCAAUCUUAAAGCUCCUGUGAGGACUCUUUCGAAAUAAACAACUAGGAAGUAUAUUGAAAGUCAUACUGAUGCCUGUCUAUGAUAUCUAAAAGCGAAUAAAAAAAAAGUAAUUUUUAUACUUUAAUUCUUAAUACCUGAAACCAGGGCAGGAGGAUGUAUGUCAGCUGAGGAACUAGACAAAUUAUUGUUUUUUUACAAUUUUGGUACAAAAUACUUACAAACAGGGCUUGCAGCAGAUAAAAAUCCUGUGCCUGAAAAAAAAUUUUUAUGCGGGGCUGAGGGUGGGGGGUUGACACUAUGUAUACAACAGAUGAAGCGUACAACUUCCAAAAGUGAGCAAGAUGAGUUUUUUGUGCGCAGCUACAACCUGAGAAGAUCGAAGACAAAAGCGAUAAGUGCUUUGUCCACAGGGGGCACCAAAAUCAACAAAUAGCAAAAGUUCCUUACAGUAGCUUUAAAGAAAGUGAAAAUAUUUUGUGACAUUUUGAGAAAAACGCUCCGAUUUGCACUUUAAAUAUAAAAAAAUGAUCAAACAGUUCUUUGAGAGCUGACUUAAUUGAACCUCUGAUUUAUUCUCACAUUACUUAUACAGCAGCCGACUCUGUCGACCACUUAGAAGCAGCGUAACAAGCUGUAAAGACAGCGGUGACAUGUUGUUAUAAAUUUCUAAUGCUGUCAGUCUUCUCAUUUACCUCUCACGCACAAGCAGACUCUAACAGUAAUGAGUUUCUGUACAGUAGCUGCAUUUUACAAAGCAUGAACACGAGCAGUAGGAUGGUCUCUGAGCACAUUAUGGCCAUCUGUGCUCAAAAGCUAUUGAAAGUUGUCCUGCUUGUUACCACAGCAUGUAAAGCCUUUUUCUUCUUAUAAUAAUAAUAAUAAUAAUAAUAAUAUGGUGUAUUUCCCUGUUAUUGAGCACUAGUAUUUCAUUUAUAGGCGUAUCGAAAAUCCUCUUAUUGUUGAUCUUAGGAGGGAUUGCCGAUGGGCGAUCCCUCUCCCCUAUUGCCUUCAUUGACGCUCUACAUUAACAGACUUUUACAUGUGAGUGGAGUCCCUGUCUUUAACUGUAGUCUCCUCUGAUCCAUCAACAGAGAGUCUUUUUCACAUGGAUCCAUCUGUUGCUAAAUCAAUGCACUCGACUUGGCACGUGCUGACUAGCAGGAGUGUGUCCAGACUGUUUUUUGGCAGGGGUGGCCCAAACCGCGCACUGACACCGCUGUGGUGGUAUGAAGUAUGUGAGCCCACGCACCAAUACAUAAGAUUUCUCUUUGCAUCUGAGUUGUAACGCUGGACAUGUAGUUCGUUUUAACAUCAUUAUUGUCUCUGAAGAGGCAAAAAAUUUUCCUAUAUGAUGUAAAACUUUCAGGGGUUUUGCUCCAGAUUACAAAAAAUAACAAAACCUAACACUAAAACUUUGAAAACUCAACUUGAAUCAAGGAUUUUCAGAAAAUAAAAUCAAAACUAAACUAAAACCGGUCUUAAAAACUAAUCAAAAUUAAUGUGGAAUCAAUCCAUUAAUGUGGUUUAUCUGAAUUUAGGUUGUCCACGAUUGAUUUUAAGACCUUGUUCAUUUCUCAAGGUCUAUCGGGACAUUGUAAGGCUUCCAAAUUUUCUCCAAAAGUUUCUCUGAACCUUAAGAAAGUUUUUCCAAAAAGUGUAUCCUUCAGAAUUCAGCAUAUUCGCUUGUGUAUUGGCAUGUUUAUUUUCCCUGAUAUGAACCUGAAUUAACCUUAUUUUCAGCCUUUCAACUAGUCAAGAAAUCCCUGAAUCUUGGUGUUGUUUAAAUAUAUCACAAAAAGCGUCCAAACAUAACUUUGACAAGGAAGCUGACUGAUAAUGGAUGAAUGAUGGAUGGUUAAAUGAGCUUACAAAGAGUCUGAACUGUAAGUAAAGUGAAUGACAUAGUUAAACUGGUGUAAUUCGAACAAGUCAGCAGGAAAUCAGUCUAUUUUUAUGUGUAUUUUCUCAUUGGCUCAUGCCCAGCUCUCUGUCGGAUCACAUGAAACAAAUUUAAAGAUUCACCAAAGGAGACCAGAACAGGCUGGAAUUGUCUUUGUUUACAUUUCCCCCAGAGGACGUUCUGCAGAACCCAGUUAAGGAAGAAAAAAAUCUAUUUUUGUUUUGUUCUGUGGUUAUGGGUGAAAGUGGGGCAGGAGCAGCACAGAGGAAAAAAAAGAGAAAAAACAAAAACGAAUGAAGGUGUAAAUAGGAAGAGGUUGGUAAAAUGUCAACAAAUCCACUUUGAUUUCAUUCGUCACUGAGACUUACAGGAUUUGAAGGGGAUGAAAUCUGACUCAUUAUCAUCCCUCUUUCUUCUGUACUGAUAUGUGAGCAGCCUUUGCUUUAGAGGAGCUGCUUUUGAUAAUGUGCUUUAUUAUCUCUGUUUCAUGACCAGUAUGAUGUUGGCAGAAUAAUCGGUUUCUAUUUCCUGACAAUUGAAAAAAAGAAGGAUGCACAUGUCUGGUUAUAAAAACAAAGGACUUUUGUAAUAUCUGUUCUUGCCUGUUCUAGCACAGCAAUUAUGCCACAUGCUAUUAUUAUAUUAUAGCUUAACUUAAAGCUCCUGUAAGUAACUUUUGGUUUGUGUUAAUUUGGCGUUUUUAUGGACAAAGCAGCCCUCGCCUAAUCUGUCUUCUACACGCUGAAGUGUCUUUUGAAAAUGGAUCAAAAUAAGUUUCAGUCUGCCACAGGUGUCAAAAACUCCUCACAGGAGCUUUAAUGUGAAAUAUGGUGAAAUCUUAAGCUUCCGUUAUUGCAGCGAACCAACAGUCCAGCACCCACAUUGUGGAAAUAGCAAAUGAAACUAGCACCUAUGUAGAGGCUAGUCUCCAAACAAGUCUUAAAAUGGUCAGAACCCAUGGUGUCAUGUUGCUAUCAAAGGAAGUGUGUCUGCCUAGGUUAAGAGAAAACAGGUCUGAAGGCGAUGCUUUUCUUCUGUCUAGAGGGUGCAAUAGCAAGAUAGUAAGAUGGCCAUAAGGGUCCACAUCACAGAUUCAUUUUCUUUGUGCCCGUAUUAAGAGAUGCACAACUGCGCCCUCUCUCUAACCAUCUCCACACACAAAGCGCAAGUAAAAUCAUUCGCGCGAAUGAAUUACAUGUUAAGUCAAUGCAAAGACGUGACUAGACGCUCCUACUUCUCUGGCAGCGUGAAUGAUGCAAAUUGGACGGGAGCUGAAAAUGUCACAACUUGAGCGGAUAUUCACGUCCCGAUAACUAAUAAGCACGAAGGUCGCCGGGCUACAUUUGAAAACGGACGGUUGCUCACUGGUAUCUAAAAUGGAGGACAAACUGAUAGCGUCGGUGUGUGGGUGCCUUAGGAUACCUUUUCUUUCAAUUACCGAAACCGGAAUUAAAAGGAGCUCACCUGGGGGCAAGUGAGUGAGGAGGUCGGAUGACCUGGUUGUCAAAAAUUGUCAAAAAACUUUGCCUAUCACUUGAUCCCCCAAGUUGAAUUGGCAGGGAUUACCAUUGUAACUGAAAAUGACGGGAGUAAAUACUAUUCAUUCAUGCGUCUAGAUUCACAUGAAUUGAGCGAGUAGAUGAUUUUACUUGCGCUUGGUAUGAGCGCUCCAUAAGAGUAAGAUCAGGUUUUUCUGGAUACAGUAAAGUGAGUAUUUAUUGGAACAGGGGGCUUGGAAACACCGACCAUCAUGUCCACACAAAUUCAACUGAUUGAGACUCAACAGUAUCCAUUAUGCACUCAGUCAAAAAUACAGUUUGAAAAAGUUUCUUUUGUUUCUGCUGGUCAGAGGGAUUGUUUCAUUAAAUAUCAAUACAUGCACUGACUCAUAACUCAUAGUGAGACCUGGAAGUGUUUUUGUGCUUUUUGAGGCUCAGAGGAAGGAGGGAAGCUUGGUGCACUGGCUUCUUCUUGGUCUGUUUGUUUGGAGAGACUAAAAUCUGCCAUGUGAAUAGCAACAUCCCUACAUGACUCAUACAGGAUGAUAAGAGAGGACCCAUGCUGAUCGGUUACAUUUAUUACACCCAAAACACACUUGUGAAUAACCAUGGGAUUAGAUAAACCUCUUUGCACCCUGGCUCUCAUUCAAUACCUCUAUUGUAGGCCGUGCAAAACAAGCAAAAUGCGGCUAAACGUGCCCUUGUUCCUUUUGCUCCACUUUAGACAGCUUAAGAAGGACCCAAGGUGAAUUAACCAACGCUCUCUUCAUCCUUUUAUUUAACUAAUUGGUUAUUCAGUGUUAGCUCAAUGCUAGGUCCUUUAAAAUCAACGCAAAGGUAAAGUUUGAUUAAUCUAACACCAUGAAGAAAUACUUUUCUCAGAGCAUUUUUCGAAUAUCUCAGUGUCUCAUUUUCCCCUCAGCGUUAAAACUCUCCAUUACUGUCAUGUCUUCUAAAAAACUCAAGUCACCGUUUCCUGCGUUUCCACCCAGGCAUGAUUCAUUCCUCUUGUUGUGUUGCAGCAUUCCACUCGGCUAUGAUUAGCCAUGAAAAGCUGGUGUUUUAUUUCCAAACAGGUUUUCUUUUCCUGGCGAGAUGACGGAUGCUUUGGCUCACUGGGUGUUGCUUUUGAAAGCUCCCACAUCUGAUGCAAACAGUGUCUUCAUUUUUCAAACACAAUCUGCUGAUGAGUGUCAUCAACAACAGACACACCAGAGCUCACAGCUCAGGGGGAUCUAUUAGGAAAGGAUUGGAGGGGCUGGUGGUUGAGAGGGUCUACAUGGGGGGAAAGUGUCCACCUGACAGCUCAGUCUGUUUAUUACAGAUUUGAGCUGAAGGUCAGCUGCUUUGUUGUGUGAGUGUGCGAGUUAUUGGGUUUCUUAAAUCCUGAGCAUGGAUGCGGAUCAUUAAACUGUUUUUACAUUCUGUGACAUCUUAUUUUUAGCGCUCGUAUUGGCAAAAGAUUUAAGGACUUGUCUCUCUCACUGUUUCUCCAACAGCACUUCUAAUGUGAGCAAACAAGCCUCGAAGCAACAACACGCAUGCAGGCUUUGAACAGGAAGUAUAAUUAGAAAAGACAUAAAACAGUGUUUUCUUUUGUUAUUUUUAAAAGUACAUCUCAACUGUUGGUGAUUUCCUCUCAUCUACCUUCAGGCAACACGCCUCGGGGCUUUUCGUUUGGGACAGACACAUCCGCAGAUACGAAUCCAGCUUUAAACUCUGUGCUGUAGAGUUGAAUAAACGUUUAAAGUAAAGGGUCCAUGCAGCUCUUUUACAUAAAACAAAGUCAAAAUCUGAGGGGGAGUCCAUUCAAACAGUUCUGUCUUUCAUAUUUCUGUACCAACAGCAGGCUGUGAUCUCGAACUAGAACUUUUAAAGUCAGCUGAUCACAGAUAGACUCAAACAAAGAUGAUAGCCUCCACCUAUACCUACAAAAAACUACUGUUUUACUAAAUCUGAAGACUCACUCCGAUGACAAUCAUGGCAUUUUUCUGAUGCUACAGGAUACAUCAUGCAAAAACUAAGAGCAAAUUUACAUUUCUGAGUAUUUGUGCAUUCAAAUCUCUGUGAACUUCCCACAGACACAAAUGGCAGGUUCAGACACAGUAGGAUUUCUAUGUCACAACUCCAAGCUCCGCCCCCUUUGCCCUGCUCUGCAGGCCAGACUCACAGGAGUUGAGAGAUGAUUGUGAAACAAGCGUGUGCGGUUGCGGAUUACAAGAAAGAUAAUUAUGAUAUUAGCUUUUAUCGUGUCCCCAAAGAAAGGGUGACCACAUUUUGACUUCCCAAACAGAGGACAUGACUAUGCGGGGGCGGAGUCACAGAGUUGCAUGAGGUUUUCCUGGUUGGAUCAAGUGUCUUUUAUGUGCGUGUAACUUAGUAAGUCCACAUGACACAAAAUGGGAACUCUCGUACAAAAUUGCGGACAUUUGAAUAAUUUUUAAAACUUCCCCGGACAAAGCCAGACAAGCCUGGACAAGCCUGGACAGCGCCCCAAAAAGAGGACAUGUCUGGGUAAAAGAGGACGUAUGGUCACCCUACCCAAAGACAUUAGUGUCAGAGAGCUGAAUAGCUCCAUGUUACCUGCCACUUCUAUUACACUGGAAAUGUUAGGCUACAAGCUAACGUAAGGAGGAGUGUGCAGAGCAGCGCUGUCUCCACCCACGACUCAGAGGUGAAUUGCCAAUGAGCUACUGGAGUUUUGCAGGAGAAAAGUUCUUGAAAUGAUACAGGUAACACAACUUUGGCUAAAAAACUUCAUAAUCACAAUUUAACGACUACUGAGAACACUUUACAGAAUAAUAAUAAUAAAAAAAACAAUUGGAGAGGAGCUUUAAUCACUUGAUCCCACUUUCUUUAGAUGUAUUUCAUGAAAAGGAAACCUGCAUUACUAUCAGGUCAAUACCACAUCUCCUGCACAAACAGUAUAUUUGCAUUUUAAAGGUGCUACCAGAAGACUAUCCUGGGAAAUAGACGCUGUCUUUGGCUUGCUCCAUUUGGUGAACAGUGAUGAAAUGAAUCAUGACAGAGGAAGGAAGUCUGAAAAAAACAGCAUUAUACUUUCAAGAUACAUUAUUUCCCCGGAGAAAAAGACACUCUGGUGCUUUAAAGUGACUUUAAAUAGACAUUCCUGAUCCUUUUCUUUUUAACCGCUGUCCUUGGAUCUGAAUUUUUGUUAAAAAAAAACCCUCAAAUCUCAAUUCUUCAUUUAAGCGUUUAGUCAGGAAGCUUCAAGUUUUGUAAAAUUCAGUCAGUUUAAUUCAAUAAUUCAUAUUCAGGCUGCGUUAAAGAUGCAUUUUAGAACUGGGCCAUCAAAGUGAAGCAAACUACGACAGAACUACUCCAGUUUCAGGUGUAAAAUAUGUGUAAAAAUAUUCCCUGUAUUUUUUAUGCGGUGGCACAUGUAUUUAUUCAUUUAUGGCGUUCUGCCGUUUUGGAAAGCCUCAGGUGAGAAGCCUCCAGAGUAAAGUGAAAACAGGUUAACUGGGGACUCAGCAUCCAUAUGGAGAUUUUCUUAACAGCCGUGCCAGCAGAAAAAAAACUGAAUUCAGCUCUUUAAAUACCCUGGCAUCAUGCUUGUCUUAUAAAACUUUAAAACAAAAUCCACUAAACAACCACAGCAGCUGAUGUGACAGCAUGUCCGGCGCUGAGGGGAUCGGCUCUGUCACAGCAGAAGCAGCAGCAGCAGCAGCGGUGCAGCAGAUUCAAAGCUGGGCUGUAGGAUUCCCAUGUGAAAUGCUUUUCUCUGUACAUUCUGGCAGGAGGAGCAGAACAGGCUUCCAAGUGCAACUCUAAAUCCAGUCAGAAAAACCACAGCCUCUCAGUGUGAAGCGUGUCCUUCAGAGAGGUACUGGCAGCACCUCUCUUACAUCUAAAGCAGCUCGCCACGCUCUGUGUUUGUCUCUCACAUCUUCUUUUGUCGGGGUGGAGCGGGAGUGAGCAUCACGCAAAUUUCAAGCUUCCGCCUGCAUUAUUACUGAUGUAUAAAGAAGCGAGAAAUGGGUGGGUAGCGAAGGAGACAAGCCGUCACGGGCUGAGUCCAGAGUCAGAGUGAAAUUUUCUUUCUUCUCCAUCCGUCUGUCUUAUGUUUGACUAGUCAUAUUAUACCUGCUGUUAGCUCAUAUCUUAUACCAGCAGCCAUAAGUUAGUGUUUGAAGCUAUUUCAAGGUCCAAAAUACUCAAAUGUGAGAUAACAGCCCACUUUAAAUCACUACCUUUAGCAGAAAUAUAUGAUUUUAGCUGAAGUAACAUAAGUAUUUGAUCAACACGUACAUCUCAUGUUAAAGGGAUAUUCCGGCAUGAAAUUAAAACACAACGUAACACAGAGUUAGACACCCCCUCGAGAGAUGAAUGUCGUCAACCGCUUCCUUCUCUAGUUAUACCAACUUUAGUAACGACCACAUGAGGAGCCAAGCACACAACUCAACCAAAACGCCACUCUAAAGCCACAAAUAAUGCUCAGAACAGCACCUAACUUCAUCAACAGUACAUACAGGGUCCCAGCCAUAGUACUAGCCACCAAACAUCUUUUUAACUUUGCUUAUUUUCUUUAGCAAAGAGGCUAAAAACAACUCACCUACUCUCUUCCAGCAGCCGCUUUUUAGUUGGCAGAACUCAGACAAGUCCAUUACCGACUGCUGCGGGGUGACACGGGUCAAGGAAGAACAUUUCUUCAUGGAAAUGCAAUCAGACAGAGACGCUUAGGCAGAAGAACUACCGCGUCUGCAGUGCAAAAUGAUUAUCAUGGUGAAUUUUACUUCAAGGAGAUGAUCAAUAAAUAAUCAUAAAUGUUCUUCCUUGAGCUGCAUCAUCCCUCUUUGUUUUUCGCCAAAAUAUCCCUUUAAGUUAUUUUUAGGAAAUAAAACGUCAACUUUAAGUAAAGCUCCCAUUUUCAAGUGAUCGUCUUUUUUAUCUAUUCGCCUCGUCAGGGAUGAGACACUUUAAAAUAAACUUAAUGGCCACCCCAACAACACAGAUGCAGUAGUAAAUGUUAUUUAUUUGUAAGUUGGCUCACAUACGUCAUGCCACCCCGACAGUGUCAGUGCUGAGGUUGGGCCACCCCAGUCAAAAAGUUCUGGACACGCCCCUGCUUGUUAGUGCAAACAGUCUUGGUAGCUCAAAAGUCAAUGUGGAUCGCCCAUCGGUACUCCCUCACCUGCCUCAUCCUCAGUUUGAACCGAUAAUAGGUUGAUCCAUCCAGAUCGAGAGAUUUUCUUUAACAAAAUCAGAAUCGAGGUCACCUAAAUUGUAUUUUUCUUCAACUUCUAUGUCAAAAUGUAAACGUGACGAUGUAAGAAGAGCAGCAGCUGCUUUACAUGAGUGUCAUUCUGAAAAUUAAAAGUCUGUGGGUGAACAAAAAGUUGUCCUGGUAUGUAAACAUUUCAGAGAAAGUCCACUUUGGAAGUAGCCAGAAUGAUACAGUGAGCAGAUCCAUGAAUAACCAUGAGCAGUUAAAAAAUUUUAAAACCUUACUCCUUGUCGAAUGUCUCAUUUGCUAACUUUAUGAAGGCCUACUAUUUGUCUGCAAGGCGACCCAUUUGUACUGUACCAAUAAGAUCCUUCAGGUGUAUUAAAAAGGAGGAGUUACAGUGAAAUACAACCUUUGCUAGAUGUCAUAACUAACCAUUUUACCAGCCGAUUUCAUCACUGUUCGUCUCAGCUGACAGUUGUUAGAGCAGGUGGAAAGCAUUGCUGUUCACUAAUAUAACAGGUUGAAGUGAAAGUAUAAUUAUCUGGGUUUGGUUGAGCUGCCUCUGUGCAGACAGUGAGGGUGGAUCUCACAUUCACAGUCAUUUCAGAUUUACUGUUUACCGCAGCAGCAGCAGCAGCAGCAGAGAGAGUCUCAGCAGAAGGACACCUUAAGAAAAUGUCACAAGCAAUUAGAAGAGAAAGGAGCCGCUCAGGCUCUAAAUAAUUCAGACAAUGGAGCAUGAUCUGGAAAUUGGCUCCAAAUUCUGCAGAGCUGUGUGUUUUUUUUUUUUUUCCCCCAUCAUAUAUCUGCUUUUUCUUGUUGUGGAGAAUGUGGAGCAGCAUCAGUCCCAAUCAUUUCAUGUCAUACCUGAGUUAUUAUUUAUUCAAAGGCUGAAUUUUUCCCUGCAGGAUAAAGAUAAUGUUCAUGUUUACGAUGCCAGGUCCUGAUUGGCUGCCUCCACUACAGGGCUUAGAGCUGCAGCUAGUUCCAAAAGGUCUUAAAGGGACACACACACACAGAGGCGAUGUCACAGGGAGUGUGAUUCGACGUUUGACCAUGUCUCUUUUUUUGUCACCAGUGCUGUUACAAGCUGAAAGCCAGUUCUGCUUUUACAUUACAGCUUUGUACUUUCAUAUUAACUUCACACGGCAAAUUACUGGUGUCUCAGUGUGUGAUUUAACACUGCUUAACAGCUGGAGCUGACACACACUCAGACAUAAACACACACACACAGAGCUACUCUGCUUCGCCUUCACGGCUGGCUCACUGUGAUCCCGUCUUGCCUCUGUUACUACCUUGGAUGCCAACAAAGCGAGACGACUUAGCUCCACCGUCACACCUCUGUGACAAUCAUAUUGAAGGCGAGUUGUUACAGGGGUGUAAGAUUCAUAAUAGGCCGAAGGGUUUUCCUUUAAUAACAUAUAAAAGUUUGGUUAAAACUCAUUAAAUCCCUGCGUGAAGUAAAAAGACAGUAAAAAGAGAAGGUUUGUGUAUACACUGCGGACAGUUUUAAGCUGACUCCAUCAUAUACAGGGGUCGUUGAGUUGUUGUUUCAUGAUGGAUGGUUACUUGGUAUCAAAUGAUGCGUUAACUUUUCUUCGUUUCAUCUCACCAUGCCUGAGUUUUUAAUGCAGGUUUCAGCUGCUGUGGUGUGCAGCUGCAGACAAACAGCUCUCUUAUAUGAUUCUGUUUUAUGUUGGAAAAAAACCCUGAAGAUUGAGUCCCAAAUGCGCACUCCUCCCACAUUUUCGUUCAACAUGCAGUGCAUACUCUUUAUCAAUAUUUACUUUUUAGAUAGUGCAGGAAUGAUUCUGCAAAGUCAGAUUUACCCGAGGUUUCUACCGCAUCCGGAACGGCUCCGAUUCGAAAUUCACGUGCAAUCACGCGAUAACAAGUUGUCUUUAGCCACAUAGGCUAACCAUUUAAGCCGCAGAUUGUGUCCUUCCAGAGGAGAGAAUCUACUUCUAGAUUAAUAAAACCAGCAUCUCCUCAUCCAUGGUGUCAUCUGGGUGAAACGCUGUCUAUAAACCUUUCACUUGUUCAUUCCUGCCCGUUUGCAUGAUGUGAAAUAAGAUCUGCCUGAAAGUGUUUUAUUUUGAAAAGUAGCCAGAUGUUUUCAUACAGUAGUUUUCAUACAUGCUACGGCAAUCUGCAGCAGAACGGAAAGAAGCCGGUGGAAAUUGUCACAUGAACUUGAAUGGUUACGAUCAGCUACGGUCAGCGGAUACGGCCAUUUUGUAGAGAUUCUGGAUGCGGUGGAAAUUGGGGGUUACCCUACCAGUUUGGAGAUUUGAAUUGAAUGAAUGGACUGUUUGCAUUAUGGGAAGUGUAGGCUGCAGCAUGUUUUUGAUCCGGACCAAUUACUACAAGUUUUCCUCAAAUUAUUCAACCAUUUUCUCAAUCUGUGUCUUUAAAUAAGACUUUUAACUCAAACUACUGUCUAUUGGCAUGAAGCUAAACUGUUGUAAUGCCCCUUUAAUUUCUUUAAAUUUCUAUAUGAGUUAUGUAUUAUAUUUGGGAACAUUAAAAUCAGAAUUUCUAGCUUUUAAUAGAGGAAAGUUUUGAGAGAGUGUUGAUUAGAGAAUAAACAGAGGUAUUUUUAAGUGUAUUAGAAUAAAUAACUGUUGAUCUACUCUUGAUUGAUUAUUCUGUCUCGCCUCUCAUUUCUCCAGCAGCGCACCACGUCCGGACAGGAACCUGCGAGGUGGUGGCGCUGCAUCGCUGCUGCAACAAGAACAAAAUCGAAGAGCGGUCACAAACUGUGAAGUGCUCCUGUUUCCCCGGGCAAGUGGCCGGCACCACCAGAGCCGCUCCGUCCUGUGUAGAUGGUACGCUCCGGCUGAAUAUUUCAUGGGUCAUCUUCUCCCUUUUUUGCUGAUACUCCUUUCCACAAAUCUGGAGGAGUGGUUUUGCUGAGCUCAUCGAUAAAUGCUCCGGCAGACACUAAGUCACAUGAGUAUAAUUUAGUCUGGAAGAUGCUGUUAGGAAGCAAUUUAGGGCAGGAGAAAGGUAGUCUGAGUUUAUCUGGCAGUUACAUCAGGUAUCAACUUAAAUUAUCAGUUUAACACAAAUGACUCUAAAUACACAACUUUUACAUCAACAGAUUAAAUAACUUUUUAAUUCCUCUUCUAAAUUCUGCUCAUACAUCCUCUAAAUAAUAAUUUAGAGUUACAAGAAAAUUAAGUUUAAUUGUCUGGGUAUUAAAAGUGGAAAUAAAACGCGCAUCUUUUCUUACUAGUAGUGGUCAGAUAUAUUUUAAUAAACGAACUUGCCAAACAUCGGAUUUUGAAAAAUGGCGAAAAACCAUAGAAAUGAGUUUAUUUUGUAGUUUCUAGCUGGCUCUCCACUCAGCGAGCCGCCAUCUUGAAGUGACAUUGUUGAUUACGUCUCAGGGUGGGUUGGUGAACGGAGGGCAAGAAAGACGUCAAGAGAGGACGGAAAAUUUUGUAUGAAAAAUGGACGAGGACGACAUACUUUCUCUAAAUGACAACUCUGAGUUACAAUAAAGUUAAGUUGAAUUUUCUGGGUAUUAAAGUGGAAAUGAAACGCGUAUGUUUUGUGACUAGUAGAGGUCGGAUAUAUAUUUAAUAGAUGACCUAGCCUAACAUCGGAUUUUGAAAAAUGGCGAAACUAAAACUGAAAGUAAAACUGAGGCAAAAAAAAGUCCAUCAGCAACACGACAAAAUAGUUUCAAAUUGUAUUUUUUUAAUGUCUAAACUACUCCAAAGAAAAAAAAAGUGAAUCACCAUGUCCACAGGGGGCGCCAAAAUGUCAACUGGUGUAAUUUUCAGUUACUAUUUCGGACUGAUGGCUUCGACGCUCUCCACAUUUACAGAGGUAAUAGCUCCCAUCACAGCAGUAGCUGGUUCAAAAAUUCUCCAAAUAGUUUCUCAAAUGUCUAAUUUUCUUUGUAGCAGCUCUUGCUGUAAUUAAGGUAGAUCUACUCUGCCUAAUUCUGCUAAAUAAUCCUUUUUAUAUUUGACUUUUUCACUUUUGGGAAUCAAGCGUUCUGAGCUUACAGCGUCUCCUGAAGGCUUUUUAAUCACCUUUAAAUGAAUGUGAAGCUGUCCUCUGCACACUGUAAAGUCACUGACCUACAGGGUCUUUAGCAUGCUAAUGUGUCUGACCCCUAACUCGGCUGAAGUGUCUGCCUCACUUUAGUCUGAACAGCAGCCAUUUCUUGCUAAGCUCUGGACCCAAUUGUGUUUGACCUAUUCCUUGACAUUUUACUAUUGACAUUUUCUGCAAAUUAAAGCUGUGAGCCACCGGCCUCAGUUUAAAGCUCCGCGGGUGAUCUCAGUAAAAAAUGAUCAGCACUUAACCUUUUAAUUAUUCUUUCUUCUACGACCAAGGGAUUACCUUUAGCUCCACAUGGUGUGAGACCAGAGCCUUCUUAUAUGAAGAUAAAUGAACUUGAAGACAUCUGGGAGGAAAAAAAAACUGAAUUUUAAUGUGCAAUUCUAGGAGGAACAAUACCAGCACACUUGAACUAUAACAAUACCAUUUGGCUUUGAUAGCACCGUCAUCAAUGCAGACGAGCCUAAAUAUUGUGAUAAUAAUAAUGACAUGUUAUCGUCAUUACAGCUCAACAUACUGGAUUGGUAAUAUUCCAAGCAGCUCUGUGAACUAAAGGUCACUGGUUUAAUGCAACAUAAGUCAGAAAAGAGGACUGAUAACCAACUAUUCAUCCAUCUGUUUGGUAAAUAUGAAGCUUCUGAGGCUUGAUUCGCGUAUCCACACUGACGAAUACUUAUUUGGUAUUUAUUACUACGAUUACAUAUCAAUACUGAACUGUAAGAAAAAUGUCAUUUCAUUUUAGGCUAACUGUCUUUUAUAAUAUUAAAGUUCCUUACAGUCUACCCAAAGUUGUACAUUUCACAGGGUUCCUACGCAAGUAUGGAAAAGUAUAAAAGUAAUUUGAUCAAUGUUCAAAAAUAGUUCUAAAAAGUAGGGUAUGGAAAAGUAUGUGGAGGAACCCUGACUUCAAAAUAAAAGCAUAGUUUGGCAGUGCUGGCUAUCAAAAUAAAAGCAUGACAAUCAGUUAACAAGACCUUGUCUUCUUCUCAGAAAUUUUGAUGAUGGAUCAUAAAGUUGAAUAGUAUAACAAAUACAUCAUGACAUAUGAGUCAGCUGUGUUUAUGAGUCAAGUUUGUGAAGUCAUGUGUUGCUCCACCCUCGUCCCACCAUUCCUCAGAUUUACUGAUUGCUUUGUUCUACUUUCAAGUUUCCAUAAAUAUCGAAAUAACAUCGUUAUCACAAUCUGUUAUGGCCAAGAUAAUCUGAUACAUCCUGACAGUCCUGCUAGAAGCUGCAAUCUAAAGACUCUUGGGUUUUUUCUUCAACCCAAUUCCUGGGUUAUACUUGAGUUAAAUUUCUGGGUUAUUUUUUAGAUCCAUACCCAUUUCUUGGGUCAUAUGGAUUCUAUUGUAACCCAAUUACAUAUAUAUAUAUAUAUUGGGGUAACUCGGGGUAGCUACCCCAAUAUAUAUUGGUGGCUGGGGUAGCUCAGCAGGUAGAGCAUCCAAUGCCCAACUGGGGGUUGGGGUUCAAAUCCCACAUGGGACACAUCUGUAAAAACUGAACUACAUCCACCAGUGUGGGCCCUUACGCAAGACCCUGACCGCUAUGGCCUACAAUCAGUUAGAUAAAAGUACAUGGGAAAAUAGGGUACAGCUUAUAAAAGAAAAGCUCCCAAGAUACCCUCCCUAUAUGCAUUGGUAAUUUAAUCCAAGAGCAUGAGUCAAAUUGAAGAUUGUCGAAGAUUGUCAAAUCGAAGAUUGGAUUAACUUGACCCUUAAGAAGGGUUACUGAGUCAACCCAAAAUCUGGGUUAAUUUGAAUAACCCAACAUUCUGGGUCAAAAUAACCCAGUAAGUAGUCGGUCCUUUUCAACCCUGGUGUUUUCAGUGUGUAGAUUUACUUUUUAGUUUGUACAAGUAUUUUUUAAAGGAAAAGUAUUUAAAUAUCUCCUUCAUUAGUUUUGAACAGUAUUUGUUUUUGAUGUAAGCUUUGAAAUCGGUCAGAACUACAUUAUAAACUGUAAAAUGUAGCUACCCUUUAGUACAGGAAACUCUGGACCACCAGAUUUGGAUCUAAAAUCUGCAACUAAAGCAAAAACCCACAAGCAGCUGUAGCGUUCAAGCUACACACAAUAAUAUACAAUACCUGCCAGAAACGUUUGGCCACACUCCAAAGACACUCAGCGACAACACUUACAGUUUAAUCCUCAGUGUGUAAUCUUUAGAAUAAGCUGUUUUUUCACACUAGGUUGUUCAAGUAACGCCUUGAGUUUCAGUUUUUGUAUCAGUGUGUCUUCAGAUGAAGCUCAAGGUCAAAAGAAAGUCUUUUUUUUUCUGUCUGCAGACGUACUUGGAUUUUUUAAGCUCUUGUGUUUUAAAGCAUCAUUUACUUUUAAGUGAAAUUGAUCCCAUGCACUUUAUCCAUAUCUCUGUUUCGUUCCAUGAGAAACCUUUGUGGCUUUUUAAUAGCUGCUAUUACACAACCGCCAUCUGCUCGCAGUUGACCUGAUGCUUAUUUUACGCCGCGCUGCUGCUAUAACCACGGCUUUGUGAUACAAGCUAAUUCCCUUAUGUCAUAAAGUUUCCACUCUGUACAAUUUACCCCGGUGACGAUCUGGUGUAAUGUGUGGAUUAUAAUAACUGUCCUCUUCAUUAGGAGGACUGCUAAUGCUGGUGAAAUGUAGAUAAUGACCUCUGUAAUGUGUUAAAUUUAAAUGAUGUCGUAUAAAAAAAGAAUAGCUGGAGCUUAGAGGCAAUUUAGGUGUCGCUCAUACACCAGCUGACAUUUUCCACCCGCUCAUAACUAGACUCACAUAUUUCCUUCUUUGAAGACGUGGGUGCUCAUGAAAAACUCUCGUCAUCUCGUGUGUUUGAAUACUCAAAAUAGAUGUCAUGGGUGUUGCCAUCCAGACAGUAAAUCUUACAUCACAUACCUGAGACAGCUGUCAAAAUGUGACACAACUUGAUGAGACAGAGACACGAUAUAAUGAUUUGAUUAUAACGCGAGGAGACGCCUUAGUUUGGAUUCGUCAGGUGAUGGAAAUGCGCUAAAAAACAAGUGAAGAAUCCGGUGUUCAUUACUUUAAAUUUGAGUUUUGUUCAAUUAUUUUCGUUGUUCAAAAACAAGCUGAACAGCAUAAAUACAUAAAGAAGAAGUAAGGCUAAUGCAACAUUAAAAUUAGAUUAGAUUUAUGUGAAAACUUGACAGGGAUGCUUUCAAACCCACAUUCAUCCUGCUCUCAACUGUGCAGAAAACUUACAUCAAACUUUCCUGAACAAACUUUUUGAGAUACUGGGUAUCAGGACCUGAUUUCAUUAAAAGUUCUGCAUUUUUCUGCAUUUAAGCUGAUAUUUAAACUACAAGAACAUGAACUCUGAGGUCAGUCAGUUACAGCGAUGGAUGAACGUGUGAAGAGGUCCAAAGUGCGACUACAUUUUACCAAAUCUAGUGGAACAGAUCAGCAUUGCGCAUCAAAUCCAAACAACAGUCGUACCUUCACUUUCUUUCAGCCAACAACAAGUAAUCCCAAACUGCUUAAUAAAAAAGCUGGUCUAGAUCAGGGGUGGGCAAUUAAUUUUUACAUGGGGGUCAUAUGAGAAACCUGAGCUGUAUUGGAGGGCUGAACCAACAAUAACUUCAACUUCAAAUCAGGGGUUUCACACAUACAGAAAAGCAAAUAAGCAACUAAGAGUUAAAAACAAGCCCAAAAAAGUGCAGCCGCAACUCAUGAGUUUUACAAGCGACUUCUGAGAGAAACAAGCCUAAAGUCUUUUAUAAUAAGCAGACUUGGCAACUCUAAGGCGUCUACGAAUAUUGCAGAUCUAGGAUGUACGCACAUGUGUCCAAAUGGAAAUUAAACAACGGUAAGGUUUUCAAAAUAAAAGCAACAGACUUUUAUAGCAUGUUAAUGAUUUGAUUGACAGACCUAACGAAGGGCCGAGCAGGGACGUCCAAAGGGCCCGAUGUGGCCCUUGGGCCGUAAAUUUCCCAGGUCUGGCUAGACCAUAAUCUGUUUACAAAGACCGGAUGUAAAGAUGGGAUCAGACUGAGCCCUACCUUGUAAAAUCAAAUCCACUCCCAUCCCAUAUUCAACCACGAGUAAAACACUCUGCAACAUUUAGUGAGUUACAGCGGAGAGGAAUAACUUCCUUUAAUAGGCAGAAACCUCAAGUAGAACCAGACUCAUGUUAGACAGUCAUCUGCCUAGACUGCUUUGGGUUUUGGGAGAGGUGGACAGAGGUGAGACUGAUGCAGAAAGUUGGAAAACAGGCAGAAAAAUGUCGGCAAAAGCAGCGAUCCAGAGGAACCUACGCCAUGAUGGAGCUCAGGGAAAGACAGUGUUUGGUGACUCUAAUGGGACAUGAUGAUUCAGAGUUAAUGACACAGAUGGACAGAGGUUGUUUAGAUUCAUGUCCACUGAUACUAAAUAAGUCGCUGAAAUUUGUGGGUCAAGCAGCUUAAUCAAUAUAAAGACAGGAUAGUUAAGCUAGUUGGUGAAUACAGUGUUAGCAAACACUUGUAUCGAUGUAUUCAAUACAGGGUCAGAGGUCAGUAAGCAGUGUUUGUGAGCAAAGGUAGAGUGUUUUUACAUCUACGUCUUUUCACAGCCUCAAUAGUGGAGCAGAAGUGGUGGUGUCAGAUGCACCCGUGCCUUGACGGGGAAGAAUGCAAAGUUCUCCCUGACCUGAAGGGCUGGAGCUGCGCAACAGGGAACAAGAUCAAAACUACAAAGGUAAGUUUAAGACACAGAACAAUCACCACUUUCAAGAUUAUCCAUAUUCUUUCCUGUUAAAUCUGACCUGCCGUGUUUGGACUCUCAAGGUUAACAGGCAGCAGCUUCUGUUUCAUUCUGCUAACUCUGCCUUUAUCUAAAAACAGCUAAUGUUUGCAGUCUUUGCCCGGAUCCCGGGGGCCCUGUAAUCAAUGGGCUGCCAUGUCUCCUUAGCACUUCCAGGCCACUUUGAGCACCCAAACUGGCCAAUUACUCACUCCAAUUACCUGCUUUUAACAUUGUAACACGAUGCCUGUAUCCUUCACUGUUAUAUGACGACCCGUUGACUUCAGUUCUGUCUCUCUCCAUGUACUUAAUUAUUUAAACCACCCGCAACACCUGCCUGGAGCCAGGAGCCUGGAGCCUGGGGCUAUUGAUUCAGGGACUUGUCGGGACCUCAAAAUGAGCUCCAUAUGAUGAUUUCUUCUUCUUUUAAUGGUUAAGGGGUUUGGGGACAAGUAUCAAGUGAUGUCAGGGAAUUAUUGUAGUAAUUUUAAGAUCUUAUUAAAACCUAAAAGUUAAACUUCUCUUUCCUUUUUUUUGUCUUCUCUAACAUGUGUGACUGGAAAGAUUUCUGCGGACAGAGACCAGCUGUGGUAACGUCAGAUGCUUCAUCCUGGACGACAGGUAACUAACCUGUUUGUGUGUUCGCCCUUAAAGGUGGGUAGGCAGGAUCUGUGGAAGUGCCUGUUUUUAGGAGAAAUCUUGAAUGUAAACUCUACCCCUCUAAACCAGUUUUCCCCUCAGCUCCUCCUCUCCCCGCCCUCUCUGCUCCAGCAAGCCCCGCCCACAAACAGACGCUCCUGCUCGCUCGUAUCGUUCAAAUUAUUCAGAUAUAAUGCAGAGAAAUACUUCAGAAAAUUACAAAUGGAGCCCAGUCAACAUGAAAGUAAAAAGCAUUGGUGCUAUUGUAGAUGCCAACAGACUACUAGCAAACACAAUGUUUGCUGGACUUCUACAACUAGGGUAAAGUGACAUAGUCCAGGACCCGAGGUCAACAGUUUAGCGAUGGCGCUACAACACGCUACAGCAGGUCCCAUUGGACAAGAAACACUUCUGUUACAGACACUUGACUUACUUUGUUAAAGUGGUUUACCUGUCCAGCAGAAAGGUUACAGGGUCACCAUCAAUGUUAGCUUCAUUGAUUAUUGGUUCGGUCGAGAAGUCAUCUUGGGAGUUAAAUAUCGGAGCUGAAAAUGACAUCACACCCAAGUUAGCAGCAAAAUCGUUGGCCUGAAACAAGAUGGCUACAUCUAAGAAAGUUAUUUUAGCGCUUGCCUUAUAUUCAGUCAAGGCAGGAACUAAAAUAAGUUUCGUAGAUGUAGCCUUCUUGUUUCAGGCCUCCGAUUUUUCUUUUUUCCGACUUGGUAACUAAAACGCUGGGAACUUGGGUGUGACGUCAUUUUCAGCUCUGAUAUCCAACUAACGAGGUAACAAGAACUCAGCAUGACCCGGCUUUUUAGCUCUUGUCCGGUCUACCUCCUUUUGAAGCGCCUGUUAUUCCGCCAGAGUCUCCGGUAUUUACUUCGUUUUCUUGCUUGUGUUGGCAGUCGUGGCUAAAGGAGGAUUCAGACAAUUUUCCGUACUUUCUGGUUGGUUUCUACUGUCCGAUAUUGUAGCACGCUAACUUUGUUUGGGCUCGUGAACGACACGGGGGAGCAGCGUCUGCCUCACAACCAAUCAGGUUGAGGGAGGUAGGGAAUGGCUUUGUUUACAGUCAGAAAGAGCGGAGUGCUCUGAAAUUUUAAAAUGUUCACUACACAGACAUAAACAAACACAGCGGUAUCUUUAUAUUACCAAAUGUCAUCAAUAAUUAAUAGCUAUUGACUGAUAUUAAAAGUUUUUUUGUGUAUACACCACAAAAAAAAGCUUCUUUAAUGGAUUCCUGCCUACCCCACCUUUAACUUUAAAUUUCCUUCUUUUAAAAAUCUGUUUCUAAUUUAAGGCGAGACAUAAUUCCCAAAAGGAGUCAUUGAUUUGUUUCACUUCAUGACAACAGUAUAUAUAAUCCAUUUACAGUUUAGUGUCACCUUUAAUUAAAAACAAAAAAGGCAGACAUGGCUAAUGAUGUUAGUAACCGCAUUCAUUUCGCUGCGGUGUUACCACUCCAGAGAUAGAGAGAGAGGAGUGCGAAGACGUGUGAUCCACCAGACAACAACAGCCUGUUCAAAGUGUCGGUAUUACCCAGCAGAUUUUUCUUGUACACCUUUGAACUGCAGUGAGAGAAACAAGUUUUUAAGUUUUAGAUGUUUCUUCAUGCUGCUUGAAGCAGUGGGGGGGUCAGGCUUUCUUCCUCACCUUAUCUGCUCGAAGAGAAAAAAAAAAACAGCACAACAUAAACCUGGAGCUCUGAGUGAUGCUUAUCAAUCUGUAUCGCAAAUGUGUUUUUACAGGCUGGAAACGCCGACAUGAAUUCAGAGACACCAAACAGCUUAUUUCACACGAGCAAAUCUCUGAGAGAUGAACAGCUUCUGAUCUUAGUUUCACAAUCCGAGUCGUAUUUGUAUAUUAGAAAUCCCAAAAUAGCAGCCACAGGUAACAGUUUAAUUUGUCUACUGUGGGAUUUGGUACGCAGAGCUAUCACUCUCUAUUGCCAAUCCCUGUCCAUUCGAUGCAAGCAAGAUCUUUCAAUUUAACCGAGGGAAGAGACAAGGGAGUCUGCAGUGUCUUUAUUUCAGGGACACUGAGUUUCUUUGUUAUUUUCUGCAUAAAAAUAGAUCAUUACAGACACUCUUUGUAGAAAUGUGGUUUUCAGAGUUGAUUUUAAGAUUCUUUUAUCGUUUUUGAAGCUCGUAACGGUCUCGCACACGAGCCUGUGAGAGCCCUCAUGUCUCCAGGUAGUGGUCUUUUAAUGGCGCCUGAAAUACAAACAAAAACUCACAGCGAGGUAGCUCUUUGUUAUUCAGUUCACGUCUGUGGAAACGGUCUACAUGAAGACCUGGGGGCGGCACACAGUCUCUACCUCUUCAAGAGCAAACUCAAGACCCACCUCAUUAGUCUGCCAUCGAACUGAGUUUUACUAUCUACUUAAGUUUGAGUCUGUUUUACUGUUCAAUGUGUGGUUUCACUAUUCUUAAUGUUUUAUCUUUUAGUGUUUUAUUAUCUCAUUCAUUAUAUUCCUUUCUUUUACUCUCAAUCUGCUUUUUUGAAUGUUUAUAUUUUCAUUUUUCCUCCAGUGUUUCCUCAUUACGAACUCAGGCAUUUCUUUUAUAUUUGAAUCCUUUGUUUUUAAUCAUUUUAAUCAUUGGUUAUUUUCUUUAUAUUCAAAAAUUAUCUCGCCUUUGUUUGUUUUGUUUGCCUGCCGUUGACCUUGAACAUGAAUCAGAGUUUUGAUUGAUUUUAAUGACUUAAAUAUGAAACAAAAUAAUCACACAGUAACACAGAGGUAACAAGAAACAGCCAAGCCCGCGGAGAGACGACCUGGCCCUUUAAAAAACUAACAUUAAGAUAUUUAUCAUUAAUUCAAACAGUAGAGUUUGUGUCCGUGGAUGAUUAAUAUUUACACUGUUCUUGUCAUAGUUUUCAUUGGGCAGGAAGUGGUUUAAACUUCAAAUUAAUAUCUAAAUUUUACCAUGUGGGAAAGAAAGCAACCCAAGUACUAGACAGAUAGAAAGAUAUCAAAAUAAAAGCAUGACAAACAAUCAUUAAUGUGGUGAGAUCUUCUCCGAACAAGAUUCAGCCACAGAACUGAACAUGAGGAGAACUGUAAAUCUUGUUAUCUGUUGUAAGCGGACACAUUUAUGAAUAUCUUGCCUUUCCUCUGUUUGACUGAUUGUGUCGUCUUAUUUUGAAAUUUUCCGAAUUAUCGCAAUAAUAUCAAUAUUGAUAUAUCUUCUGGUCAUUUUAACUGUGAGGUUAAAACCUGAUAUCCUGACAACCCUCGAUGACAAAUCUGAACAAGUUUGACAGACAGCUGUCCAUCAUUGAGUCUGGUCCUGCUCGAGGUUUCUGCCUGUUAAAUAAGCCUUUUCUCUCUACUGUUAUCAAGUGCUUGCUUAUUGGUGGAUUCAGUUUGGGGGUCUGUGUUAAAGUCAAUCAUAAUCUAAUGUGAGAUAUCUUUUUUAUGAUUUGGCACCAUACAAAAGUAAAAAAUGUAAAUGUAAUCUAAAACCAAAUUUGGUUUGAUUGGGAUUUCUGUAAAUUCAUCAACUUUUCAACUCUUCAAAAUGAGGUUAUCUCUCUCCUUGCUUCUAGACUGAGGAAGUAUUUAUAUAACAAAAUAAUAUUUCAGACCCGAAACACAUCGAUUUCCUCCCUUACCGUCCUGUAAUCUCCUUUAUUCUUUUCUAAGUUUCUGUGCUGCGAUUCAAACAAAUGCAGAGCCGCGUCUUGCCAACAACAGCUUUAACAACUGCCUCCAAGUAUUGAUUUGUGAUGCUAAUUACUCAUUGGCCUCGGCAGUAAAACUUGAUUUGGACAAAGAUGAAUCUGCAGAGCCACCGCUUUCUGUUUUAUGCUGAUUUUACUGGCGAGUUUUCACGUUAAAAACUCCAGCCUCUAAAGCCAUACUGCUGAGACAAACACUGUUGCGCGCUAAUUAUACGACUGUAUUACAGAAACAUAAGCUCACACACCUGCUGUGUUAAAUCCUCCUGUCAGUCUUAUUUCAGGUGUGAAAUGGGAGGAAUUACUUGGCUAAUUAGAUUAGCACUCUUCAGUCACCAAUUAGAGGAUUACAGCACCGAUUGUAGACUUAGCUAUCCGCUUACUUCCGUGUCGUGUUGUUUCAGGGACUUCCUGCGUACUUUUAAUGAUCCAGCCCCCUUCAGUUGUAAGACACAGUGUAGAUCAAUCUCUGGAGACAUUUCCUCCGCUGACGAGACGCAGCUUCGCUCUUUGUCUUUCCAGCGUGGAAUUAUUCUGAAAUUAGUACCGCAUUAAUCACAGUGACAGCCUGGAAUGUAAAUGACUCUGAAAAGGGAGAAGAAUUUAUUGCAGCUUGAAGAGAGACCGGAAAAAAAGUGCUUGGAGAAACUGAAUUUAUGGAAACUCCUUACCCUGUGUUUGAUAUCAUUAUGCGAGGUUUCUUGCCAAGUGAUGGCCUGAUGGUUUUUGGAUUGUUUUGCCUCUCUGCAUAAUUGAAGAUGAUUUAUAAGACAGUUUGCAGUAUGCCUCCGUGGUGUCAAACGACCGGUUCGUGAAUUAAUCUAACCAGGCUGUCAGAACUGUCUGUUUCCUAUCACAAGUUCAGCAUCGAUAAUGGGGCCUUACAAAUCUGCCGACGGCUUCCCUCGAUCCUUCAAACCUUCACGGCGGCCGACAGACGCUCGGAAUCGAUAGUGGACGUCGUUAUGAAGGUUGUUAUGUUACGUUCUUGGAGAGUCUUAACCGGAGUGUACUUUUGGAGGAGCGGAGGAGCUGCCAGUCAGACACGGAGCUUCAUGACAGGCAAUUUAAUCUCAAGGAGAAAGGAGGUCUUUAGAGUAUCUGACAGCAUCGAACAAGAAGAGAGAAAAGCCAACUCUUUAUCCUGAAUACUGGAUUACACUCCGGCUGAUGGAUGGAUGUGCCGAUAAAAGCCUCGUCUGCUGAAGUGAUGUCGAAUCUGGCAGAAUUCAAAAACUUGAACUUCCUUCGCAAAGAAACCGCCACAACGCAUACAGCCGACGGUGUUCCUCUCGUAAGAACAAAAGACCUGAGAUUUUAAUGUUAAUGAGAAGUUUGGUUUUCUGUCAGAUUUCAGACGGUUAAGAAACUGUUAUCCUCCCUCCAGGCCUGUGAAGCGAUCAUUCAACGUGUUCAUAGGGUCGAUUAGGAGUCAAGCUUUUAUGAAAACGCCUGUCAGCAUUUCAAGCUCACAGGAGAUGAGGUUUGACUUGUUUCCCUCAAGAUGUUUGGUCAAAUAAAAGUCAGAUUAGCUUUUUCUUAUAAAUGAUUUGCCAUAAUGCAGACUGAGGUGCACCAACAAGAAUAAAUCUUGAUUUUGAAAAGUUGUGGUUUUAUUUAAGAAGGGUGGAUAGAGCAAUUAAUCUAAAAAAUAGGCUUUGCUGUCCGCAAAUAACUCUGACCUUUAGAUCGCUCUGUUAAUUGCUGGCGUCUUCCGAAUGGCAGCUGCGUGGUCGGCUUCGUUAGCUCGCUGGAGAGGCUGGAGAUGCUCAGGUGCAUGAGGGACCUGAGGCAGUGGAAGGUCCGGAUUAAUGGCGAGGCUGUGCAGAACACAGCAGGUCAUUAUUAUCGUACACACCUUCCCUGAUGUGUAGGGAAAUGUGCCACCCUUUGAGUCCGAGCACAGCUAUCUUGCUUUCAGAGCAGCAUUGGCGUGGGCCAGUUGGUCAGUAGAGUCAUACGCCACAGCUUCAACGGGUAACCAUAUGGAUCGAGAAGGUUAUACUGCAGCUAUGUAAAUACACUAUAUUUUUAGCGAUUAGCCUGCCUUUUCUCACCGCACCAUCUUACAGGAAACAUGCAAACACAAACUAGACAUAAAACACAAGGAUCGAUAAAGAUAAAAACUUCCUGGAGCUGAUACACAAAGAUUCAAACUACAUUUACACGUGCCCAGCUAUUUUCAUAAACAGACAUUUCACCCUCUCCGUUUACAAAAAAAAAAUGCGUGCACACCACUGCGUUUUCAGAAAAGUUUUCGUUUAAACUAACCCAUGUAUAUAUGCCAUCAAGAGCAUAUCAAACAUGUUGGUGGCAGUGUAGCGAGAAGCUCAAACCCACAUUAGCCAAUCAGAAUCUCGCAUUGCAGCAACAACAACAACAACGUCCCUUCCUUUUUUCUGUGCACAAUCUGCCGUCUCUCAAUCCCUGUUUUCCUCUGGGGUUUUUUUCCGUUUACAUGCAAACGUGCAAACAGAGUUUUCCAAAAUCUUCACUCUGGCUGCAGUUUUUAAAAAGCAUCGUUUUCAGGGGAGAAUUCUCCGUUUGCGUCUAAAUGAAGGGUGUGAACGAUGGUUAAUGUCUGUUUUUAAAAAUAAACAGGGCCUUAUGCUGCGUUCGAGUUACCUCGGAUGUCAGAUGUUGGAGCUGAAAAUGACGUCACACCUGAGUUACCAGCGUUUCAGUUACCAAGUCAGAAAAAAACAAAAUCAGAGACGGAAACAAGAUGGCUACAUCUACGAAAGUUAUUUUAGCACUUGCCUUAUACUCGGACAAGGUAAGUGCUAAAAUAACUUUCAUAGAUGUAGCCAUCUCUUUUCUGCCUCUAAUUUGGCUUUUUUCCGACUUGGUAACUGAAACGCUGGGUGUGAGGUCAUUAAUGUUGGUAACACGCAGAGAAUUGGUCCAACCCUGUAAUCUGUAUGAAAAUGUAAAGUUUGAAACUACUCUUAAAAAGUCCGCCUCUUGAACCCCGACUAGGAGAGAAGUCCGAUACCUGAAGGCUCUACCUCCAAUACUACAUUUAGACCCAUUAGGCGCCGCAAAAGCAGACCUGAAUAUAUACACAGCAAUCCUUCAAAAGUAAACUUUUUUUUAUAAAGCAGUUCUGUAGACAUGCUCUUAAAUCAUUCAGCUAUUUUUUUUUUCAGGAUUUAGCCUCUAAGGGCCACUUGCAACUUUUUAAGCCUUUAGACCCUUUUUUUCCUCAGAAGAUAAUGAGUUUUCUCAAAGUAGAAAACAUAAAAGUAAACCGCCUGCUGAAUAAUGCAUCCGAUCAUGUAGUUUCUCUGCCAACAUCUCCGUCAUGUCAAUCCGUGUGGGCGAGCGUCGGCUGUUAUGUUGGGUGAAAUUACUGGAGGUCAGGCUUUCCUUUUAUGUGCUCUCACAGAUUUAUCUGAGCUCAUGUCAAACACUCAUAUCCACUGACUUUUCUUUUUGUUACACAACUCAGAGAGGUUUCUAUCAGACAAAUAGAAUUAUGAGAUUUGAAACCACAACAGGAUUGUUUUGAUAGCGUUAUCGCUGAUUUAACUCAAACUCUUUUUCUUCUGUUACAGGUGAACCAGCAGUUCUGCGUUUCAUCGGAUCAUCAGAGAAAACGAGAGACUUACACAAAGGAUUUUUCUGUACAUAGAGACUUCCUUCUUUCUGGGCUGUGAUUAAUCUUUGGACAACGCUGGAUUCUUCUUUUUGGACUGACUUUUGGACAAUCAAAAAAAGAAGAUUUCAUUCUCCUCAAAGUACUGAACGUUCAGCACUUCUUUUCAAAGGACUAGAUAUGAUGAGCCUUACGGGACGGCAAGACUAUUCGAGAAAUUGUGCUGCAUUAAGUGGAAGCCAAUGAACUUCACCUAUAUGUAAAUUCUAGGAGUAUUUAAUCCCCUAGAGGGGAAUCAAGCUGGCCAGGAAGAAAGCAGGUCAAUUUGAUGUUAUACACAAAACAAAAUGGUUUUGUUUUAUUAGCCUGUCGUGACUUUCUCCAAUACUGAAGCGUAGUUUUCAAAGGUGCAGAUAAAGAUAGAAGUAUGUGUCUGAGCAGACGACAUUCAGGGUGAUUUUCAAAGAAAUACGCAAACACAUUCAUCACUUUUUCAUUCAUACUGUGAGCCGUCGAUGCAAUUUAACCCCUGCAUAAACCAGUUAUCAGACUGUCAAGGACUCCUGGUCAAAUCUAGUCAAGGUCUACCGAGCUACACCAAAUAUAGGAAAGUUUGCUGACAGCUACUGGAAGAUGCUGUUGCUUGAUUUUUCCUGUGAAAAUCACCCUGACAGAUUUGUUUCAGUACAACAGCUCCAGAGUUCACAUUCUCGACAGCAGCGGCGGUGUAAAUUAAAGACACGACAUCUGGCUGCCUGCUGGAUGAGGACAACGUCUGACAAGAUACUCAAGUUAAGAUUCGCUGAUCACCUUUCGGUAGGUAUUGCUGGCACAUCCUUUGUCUGUGUAAGUGAUGACAGUAAUAAACUUUGGUUGUGUAACUAAAG